GUUGGAGCAUUCCCAGCCUUGCCUCGGGUGUAGGGAUUGCAAGGAAAAGCAAAACUACACGGACUAGAACCUGUGUAGUUUUGUUUUUUGGGUCAUAUUGAGGCUCAACCGUUCUCACCUUGGAUAUUCUGGAAACAUUCUGGAUAAGAGGAUUGUUGCUGAGGCGGUAGCCUUCUGGGCGCAGUCCCAUCAAUAAGAGGCACCAUUGUGAUACAAGGUGCCUACCACCAUGUCAACGCAGGCUCCGACGUUUACACAACCGCUUCAGAGCGUUGUGGCACUUGAGGGUAGUGCUGCAACGUUCGAAGCUCAAGUUAGUGGUAAUCCAGUUCCUGAGGUGAGCUGGUUUCGUGAUGGCCAGGUUCUUACUGCUGCCGCUCUGCCCGGCGCUCAGAUCUCGUUCAGCGAAGGCCGCGCUGUUCUGAGGAUCCCCGCCGUGACAGCCGCACACAGCGGAAGAUUUUCUGUGAGAGCCACCAAUGGCGCUGGACAAGCCACUAGCACCGCUGAACUGCUGGUUACAGCGGAAACUGCACCACCAACUUUCAUUCAGAGACUACAAAGCAUGACCGUGAGACAAGGAAGCCAAGUAAGACUGGAUGUUCGUGUUACGGGAAUCCCUACACCUGUGGUAAAGUUCUACAGAGAGGGAGCUGAGAUUCAGAGCUCCGCUGACUUUCAGAUUGUUCAAGAAGGAGACCUUUACAGCUUGUUGAUUGCCGAGGCCUUCCCUGAAGACUCUGGAACGUACUCUGUCAAUGCGUCUAACAGCAGUGGACGUGCUACCUCUACUGCUGAACUUUUGGUUCAAAGUGAAGAGGUUGUAGUGCCUGCUAAGAAGACUAAGACAGUUGUUUCGACUGCUGAGAUUUCACAGACUCGCCAAACUAGAGUGGAAAAGAAAAUGGAGGCUCGUUUUGAGUCCACAGCCAUGACGGAAAUGGAAAUGGAGGGAGGUGUUGAGAUUCAGCAUUUGGCUCACAAGACACCCCCUCGUAUACCUCCAAAACCAAGCUCCAAGUCCCCCACACCUCCAUCAGUGGUAUCAAAGAUCGCAGCUGCUCGCCACCAGUCCCCCUCCCCCGUGAGACAUGUUAAGGCUCCCGCCCCAGCACCUGUUAGACCUGCAUCACCAACUUCAAGACUGUCUGUGUCCCCUAUCAGACCAGUGAAGUCUCCAAUAACUACCCGCAGGCAGGUCACAACAGGAGCUGAAGUGCUGCCUCCAUGGAAGCAGGAAGGCUAUGUCGCAGAGUACACUACUAUGGCUACCGGGGCCACAUAUGUCCAGACUUCUACCGCACAUGUUCAGAAGGAACAGUGGGAAACCUCUUUUGCUGGUCAGGUCAGCGGAGCCACUGUCAAACAGGUGGUAGAGGCUGCAGUGAUCCCUUCGCAUACACAAGAGCAAGUGAUGCCACCAACUAUUGUUGCUGGAUUGAAGAACUUGACCGUUACUGAGGGAGAGUCUGUGACUCUGGAGUGCCAGAUCUCAGGCCACCCCACACCUGGCAUUAUGUGGUUCAGAGAAGACUACAGGAUUGAGAGCUCCAUUGACUUCCAGAUCACAUACGAGAAUAACUUUGCCCGCUUAGUGAUCCGUGAGGCCUUUGCUGAGGAUAGUGGCCGUUUCACUUGCACCGCCACCAGUGAGGCUGGAACAAUCAGCACCUCUUGUUACCUUCUUGUCAAAGUGUCUGAGGAAAUUGAGAGCAGGGAAGAUUUGACUGCUGUCUCAGAACACAUUGAAAUAUCCGCCCAUGAAAGACACAUUGAAGCCAGAGAGGAGACUAUGUCAGAAGUGAGUGCUGUGUCAGAGUCUGUGGAAGCUGGAGCAGCUGUGGCUCCUUUCUUUGUGAAAAAGCCCACUGUGCAGAAACUGGUAGAAGGUGGCAGUGUUGUCUUUGAGUGUCAGAUUGGAGGCAGCCCCAAACCCCACAUCUACUGGAAGAAGAGUGGAGUUCCACUAACCACUGGAUAUAGAUAUAGAGUUGCAUACAAAAAGGAGACAGGACAAUGCAAACUGGAGAUCUCCAUGACAUUCCCUGAUGAUGCUGGAGAGUAUACAGUCUUUGCCAGGAAUCAGCUUGGAGAGGUAUCUGCCUCAGCCAUGCUGCUUGAUGAAGAGACAUAUGAAGCUUAUCUAAAGGAACAGGAAAUGACAUACAAGACCGAAGUGACCACUAUACUGGAGCAGCAGCCCAGAGUGGCAGAUAUGCCACCUGUAGUUGUAAGUGAAACUGAAAAAGAGCAAAUACUCAUUCAGAGGAGGAUGGCACAGCAGGCACAAAUGAUGCGGUCCUUCACUUCUGAGCAAGAGUUUCAAAUAUCUACUGCAGAGCAGAGGUUUGUCUAUGAGAUUGAGUUACGUCUUCUUAAGAUUACAUACCAGGAACUGUUGAUUGAGGAUGGGGAGCAGAUGGAUGUGAGCAUUUCUGAACACGAGGCUGUGUCCCCAGUCUUCAACAUUCCUGUGAAGAAUUACAGACUCAGGGAAGGAAUGAGUGCCACUUUCCACUUCAAAAUGACAGGAACUCCACUUCCUAAGAUUGCCUGGUACAAAGAUGGCAAGCGUAUCAAGCAUGGAGAUCAUUAUCAGAUUGAGGUUCUUCAGGAUGGUAGAGCCAGUCUGCGCCUUCCUGUGGUGCUCCCAGAAGAUGAGGGUGUCUAUACUGCUUUGAUCAGCAACAUGAAGGGUAAUGCUGUCAGCUCUGGGAAGCUGUAUGUAGAUCAAGCUAUUCCACAGACACAGCCCCCUCAGUCAGAAGCAGUUCAGAGAAUCAGGUCCACAUCACCACGCUCCACAAGUCGUUCCCCUGGACGUUCACCUGCUCGUAGGCUGGAUGAGACUGAUGAAGCCCAGCUUGAGAGGCUUUAUAAGCCUGUAUUUGUCACAAAGCCAUCAUCGGUUAGGUGCUCUGAGGGUCAAACUGCAAGAUUUGAUCUAAAAGUUGUUGGUAGACCCAUGCCUGACACUUUCUGGUUCCAUAAUGGACAACAAGUGGUUAAUGACUACACCCACAAGAUUGUGGUGAAGGAAGAUGGAACACAGUCCUUGAUUGUGGUUCCUGCCAUGCCUCAUGAUUCUGGAGAAUGGACAGUCGUUGCUCAGAACAGAGCUGGAAAAACCUCAGUUUCUAUGACUCUCACUGUAGAAGCAAAAGAAAACUUGGUGAGGCCUCAGUUUGUUGAGAAACUGAAGAACAUCAGCGUUAAGGAGGGCAGUUUGGUAGAGUUGGCUGUUAAAGCAAUCGGAAACCCCCUUCCCGACAUUGUCUGGCUGAAGAACAGUGAUAUUAUCUCACCACACAAACACCCAAAUAUCAAGAUUGAGGGUGGCAAGGGAGAGGGUCAUUUUAAGAUCCCCCAGAGUUCUGGUUCUGAUAGUGCCUGGUAUACAGCCACAGCUAUAAACAAAGCUGGCCGAGAUACCACACGCUGCAGAGUCAACGUCGAGGUAGAGGCAGUGGAGCCUCAGCCAGAGAGAAAACUCAUCAUUCCUAAAGGAACUUACAAGGCUAAGGAAAUUGCUGCACCGGAGUUGGAGCCCCUGCAUCUCCGCUAUGGUCAGGAACAAUGGGAGGAGGGUGACCUUUACGACAAAGAGAAGCAGCAGAAGCCUCACUUCAAAAAGAAAUUGACUUCAGUCAGACUUAAGCAGUUUGGCCCUGUGCACUUUGAUUGUAGACUAACCCCUAUUGGUGACCCCACAAUGAUUGUUGAGUGGUUGCACGAUGGCAAGCCCCUGGCAGCUGCUAACAGACUACGCAUGGUCAAUGAGUUUGGUUACUGCAGCCUUGACUAUGAAGCCGCUUAUGCCAGAGACAGUGGUGUUAUUACCUGCAGAGCCACCAACAAGUUUGGUGUUGACCAGACCUCUGCUACCCUUAUCGUGAAAGAUGAGAAGAGUCUUGUUGAGGAAAGCCAGUUACCAGAGGGUAGGAGGGGACUGAGAAUAGAUGAAAUUGAGCGCAUUGCUCAUGAGGGUGGUCCUUCAGGAGUUACAGGAGAUGACACAACAGAAAAAAUGAAACCUGAGAUCGUUUUGCUUCCGGAGCCAGUAAGAGUACAGGAGGGGGAAAAUGCUAAAUUCCGCUGCAGAGUGACUGGCUAUCCGACACCCAAGGUCAACUGGUACCUCAAUGGACAGCUUAUUCGCAAGAGCAAAAGAUUCAGGCUACAGUAUGAUGGUAUUCACUACUUGGAGAUCAUGGAUAGCAAAUCCUAUGACUCUGGUGAUGUCAAGGUUGUGGCAGAGAACCCUGAAGGUGCAGUCGAGCAUGUUGUGAAGUUUGAGAUUAAGCAGAGGGAGGACUUCCGCACUGUUCUGCGUCGAGCACCAGAAAUUAAGGCUCCUGCACCUGUGGUUCAAGAGCAUGGCAGAGUAUCCUUUGAGGUUGUUAAACCUGAGAAGCCCACAGAACCAUCAAAAGAGGCCAAAGAGGUGGUGAAACUGAGGAAAACCGAGAGGGUAAUUCAUGAGAAAUUAACAGAGGAAACCGAAGAGCUGAGAAGCAAAUUUAAACGCAGGACUCAGGAGGGCUACUAUGAAGCAAUCACUGCAGUUGAACUCAAGUCCCGGAAAAAGGAUGAGUCCUAUGAAGACAUGCUUAGGAAGAGGAAGGAAGAACUCCUUCAUCAUACCAAAGAACUGACUGAGGCUGAAAAGAAAAAAGAAGAGGAGCGAAAAGUCACCGCUCCCAAAUUCAAACCAGAGAAAGUAGUGCUUUCACCAAGUAUGGAAGCUCCAAAAAUUCUGGAACGUAUCCAGAGUCAGACAGUUGCUCUCGGCGAUGAAGUGCGCUUCCGUUGCAGAGUGGUUGGUAGACCAGAUCCAGAGUGCCAGUGGUUCAAGAAUGGAGUUUUGAUGGAGAAAUCAAACCAUAUUUACUGGCAUUGGCCUGAGGACCAUGUCUGUGAACUGGUCAUUAAAGAUGUGUCUGCUGAAGAUUCAGCUAGCAUCAUGAUCAAAGCCAUGAAUGUUGCAGGAGAGACCUCAAGCCAUGCAUUCUUGCUGGUUCAAGCAAAACAAGUCAUUUCAUUUACUCAAGUACUAGAAGACCAAAGUGCCAAAGAGAAGGACACCAUGGUGACCUUUGAAUGUGAGACUAAUGAGCCUUUUGUCAAGGUCAGAUGGCUGAAGAACAAUGUAGAGAUUUUCUCUGGAGACAAGUACAGAAUGCACUCUGACAGAAAGGUGCACUUCCUGUCUGUGCUGAUCAUUAACAUGAGUGACGAGGCAGAGUACAGCUGUGUUGUUGCAGAUGACGACCACAUUAGAACAUCUGCGAGACUUCAUGUUGAAGGUGCCCCACUUGAAAUUUUGAAAAACCUUGAGAACACAGAAGUACCUGAGACAUACGCUGGAGAGUUUGAAUGUGUCUUAUCCCGUGAGGAUGCUGAGGGCACUUGGUACUUUGAGAACAAAGAGAUCACUCCAAGUUUGAAAUAUGUCAUAUCCUCACGCCGUGGUCGCCACAGCCUGUCUGUAAAAGAUGUGAAGAAAGAAGACCAAGGCAAAUACACCUUCAAAGUGGACGAUCUAAAGACCAGUGCCUCCUUGAAGAUGAAAUUGCGUCCAGUUACCCUGCUUCAAGGCCUCUCUGACCUGACAAUCUGUGAAGGUGAUAUCGCCCAACUGGAGGUGCGAUUCUCUCAGGAGAAUGUGGAAGGAACUUGGCUUAAAAAUGGCCUGGCCAUUUCUGCCACAGAUCGAAUUCACAUAGUGAUUGACAAGCUGACCCAUAAGCUUCUCAUUGAAGAUGCUAAUAAAGAUGACGCUGGGGUGUAUUCCUUCACUGUUCCGACCCAAGACAUUUCCACCUCUGGAAAGCUUGUUGUUCAGACUAUUGACUUCUUGGCACCAUUAAAGGACAUCUCUUCAGUCGAGGGCACAAAGUCUGUCUUUGAGGCCAAGAUCACUGCGGCUGAUGUUAGCUCAGUGAAAUGGUACCACAAUGACAAACUUCUGACACCCAGCGACAGAGUGCAAAUGGUUGCCAAGGGAUCCAAACAACGUCUAGUAUUGAAUAGGACCUAUGCUUCUGAUGAAGGACAGUAUAAGAUGAUUGUGGGUAGAGUUGACUCAUCAUGCAGGCUGACAGUUGAAGGAAUCAGCAUCGUAAAGCACAUGGAGGACUGUGUUUGUACUGAGACCCAGAAUGUCACCUUUGAGGUUGAAGUAUCUCACCCUGGUAUUGAUGCUCUUUGGACUUUUAAGAAUCAACCUCUUAAAGCUAGUUCCAAGUACAAAAUUGAGGCUAAGGGCACCCGUUAUAGCCUCACUGUCAUCAAUGCCAUGAAGGACGAGGAGGGCAUGUACACAUUUGCUGCUGGAGAGAAGACGUCCAGUGCAAAUCUUGUUGUUUCAGGUGGUGCCAUAAGCAGACCCCUGCAAGAUUUGACAGUAGCGGAGUCCCAGACUGCUGAGCUGGAAUGUGAAGUGGCCAACCCCACUGCUCAGGGAAAGUGGUUUAAGGAUGGACAGCAUGUUGACAUCGGUGACAAUGUCAGGUGUGAAGAGAUAGGCACCGUAAGACGCCUUGUCAUUGCCAUCACAAGGCCACAGGAUAUUGGAGAGUACACCUACCAGGUGGCAAACUCCAAGACAUCAGCCAACCUGAGGGUUGAAGCUGUUAAGAUCAAGAAGACCAUCAAGAACCAAACUGUCACAGAAACACAGGAGGCAGUGUUCAGUCUUGAACUUACCCAUUUGGAUGUAAAGGGGUCCCAGUGGAUCAAGAACGGAGUGGAGAUUGUCCCAAGUGACAAAUAUGAGAUCACAGUAGAUGGCAUGAUUCACACCCUGAAAAUCAAGAAUUGCAACACCCAAGAUGAAUCAGUUUACGGAUUCAAACUUGGAAAGCUCUCCGCUAAUGCCAGACUUAAUGUUGAGACAAUCAAAAUAGUGAAGAAGCCUAAGGAUGUUACAUCACUGUUGGGCGCCACUGCCUCCUUUGAGCUGAGCCUCUCCCAUGAUGGCAUUCCAGUUAAAUGGAUGUUCAAGAACCAAGAGCUGAAGCCAAGUGCUAAUAUAAAGAUUCUCUCAGAGAGGAAAGCCCAUAAGCUGGUCAUUCAGAGUGUGGAAGAUAACAUGGCAGGAGAAUACAUUGCCAUGGUUGGACAUUUGCAAUGCGGCACACACCUCCAUGUUGAAUCUUUGAAGGUUACUAAGCCCAUGAAGAACAUAGAGGUUCCAGAGACCCAGGUGGCCACAUUUGAGUGUGAAGUCUCACAUUUCAACGUCCCAUCCACCUGGUUGAAAGAUGGAGUUGAGAUUGAGAUGAGUGAGAAGUUCAGCAUCGUGGUGCAGGGCAAGGUCCACCAACUCAAGAUCAUGAACACCAGCAGAGAUGAUGCCGCAGAGUACUCCUUUGUGUGUGGAAAUGACAGAGUCUCUGCCACUCUGACCGUUAGCCCCAUUCUGAUCACCUCCAUGCUCAAAGACCUCAAUGCCCAAGAGAAGGACACCAUUACAUUUGAGGUGACUGUCAACUAUGAGGGCAUCACCUACAAAUGGCUGAAGAAUGGCGUGGAGAUCCGAUCCACUGACAGAUGCCAGAUCCGUUCUAAACAGCUCACUCACACUCUCAGCAUCCGUAACGUGCACUUCGGUGAUAGCGCAGAGUAUAAGUUUGUGGCUGGAUCUGCUGAGACGUCAGCCAAGCUGUUUGUUGAGGCUCGCGUCAUUGAGUUCACAAAGCACAUCAAAGACAUCAAGGUCACUGAGAAGAAGAAGGCCAUUUUUGAAUGUGAGCUCUCUGAGCCUAAUGUUCAAGUCACAUGGAUGAAAGAUGGGCAGGAACUGGAGUUAUCUGACAGGUUCAAAGCUACCACAGACAAAUACAUACAGCGCUUGAUGAUCCAGACCACACGUAUGUCCGAUGCUGGCGAGUACUCUGUGGUUGCCGGCUCAAGCAUGUCUAAGGCUCACCUCACGGUUGAGGGCAAGGAUGUUCACAUCUCUGAGCCUGCAGAAAAGGACAUCACUGUGGUUGAGAAGCAGAGAGCCACAUUUGAGUUUGAAGUCAGUGAGGAUGAAAUCGAAGGCCGCUGGCUAAGAAAUGGAGCUGAGAUUCAAUUCUCUGUUGAGAAACGCUUCAACUAUGUCACUAUUAGAAAGCUGCAUCGCUUGACAAUCACUGAAACUUACAGGAAUGAUUCUGGGGAAUACACAUUUAUUGCCGGAAAGAACAGGAGCACAGUGAAUCUACAUGUCAACAUCCCCGAGCCUCCUCAGAUCGUCAGACACAUGGAGCCUUUGUCUGUUGAAGCUGGCAAACCUGCACGCUUCUCUGUGGAGGUGACUGGCAUCCCACAGCCCCAGGUCACCUGGUAUAAGAACUCUCAGGCACUGUCCUCUGGAUUCAAGUGCAAGUUCCACAGAGAGGGAAACGAAUACACUCUGCUGCUCAUUGAGGUUUUCCCAGAAGAUGCAGCUCAGUACACUUGUGAGGCUAGCAAUGACUAUGGUCAAGCCACCAGCUCCGCUGUACUCAAUGUGGAAGUUCCGGAAGUGGUUUCUCCAGAUGCUGCAGUUCCACUGUCCCCGCCUGUGAUAAUAUCUUCUAUACAUGAUGCCUUUGUUGAGGAGGGAGAUUCUGCAAGAUUCCAGUGCCGUGUGUCUGGAGAGGAUCUGACGGUUACUUGGUACUGCAAAGAUAAGGAGAUUAAGCAGUCUGACAUUUUCAAAAUGUCUCAGUAUGAUGAUUGCCUACAGCUGGAUAUUGCUAGAGCAUAUGCUGAGAAUGAAGGGGAAUACUCUUGUGUUGCCCGCAAUUCCUCAGGGAUGGUCUCUUGUUCUGCAGUUCUGAGAGUAAAUGUGCCAAAGGUGGAAGAGGAAUCCUCACAUGUGGAGGAAACCAGAGUGCCACCAGUUUUCAAGCAAAAAAUCCAAGACCUCGAAGCCAACGUUGGCAGCCCCGCGAAGUUUGAAUGCGAGACCGAAGAUGCACCUGACGUGACCUUCAAGUGGUUCAAAUCUGACUCUGAGAUCAGACAGAGCGACAAGUACAGGAUCAUCAGCCGCUAUACCACAUCAUCUCUGGAGCUCCUGAAUUCAACCAAAGCUGACAGUGGAGAAUACACCUGCCGUGCUUCCAACAGGCAUGGCAGUGAUAGCUGCAGCGCUAACCUGAACGUCACUGCGCCAGCACCUCCCUGCUUUACGAAGAAGCUGAGCAACAUUUCUGUCCCAAUGAGCCAUAAGCUACGACUUGAGUGCACAUUCACUGGAUCCCAAAAAAUGUUUGUCACAUGGUACAAGGAUGGAAAACAGCUUUAUGCCUCUUACAGAUACAACACCAAAGUAACAAAGAACUCUUGCAUUUUGGAAUGUCUGCAUGAGUGUUCCAAGGAAACUACCGGAAGAUACUCAUGUGAAAUUUCAAAUGCUUAUGGAACUGAUAUUUGUCACGCUGAAGUGGUCGCAGUCACAGAACCUGCCCGCUUUGUGACGAAGUUGACAGAUCUCUCUGUACCGAUGAGUAAAAAGUUAAAACUUGAAUGCACAUUCACUGGAGCUCCAAAAAUGUUUGUUACUUGGUACAAGGAUGGCAAGCAACUCUACGCAUCAUAUAGAUAUAAUACCAAAGUCACAUCGAACUCAUGUGUCUUGGAGUGUCUUCAUGAGUCCAACAAAGAAACCACUGGAAAAUACUCUUGUGAAGUUUCAAAUACGUAUGGAACCGAUAUCUGCCAUUGUCAAGUGACUGCAGUUACAGAACCUGCUCGCUUUGUGAAGAGGUUGAAGGACACAGUUUUCCCAAUGAGCAGCAGACUGAGGUUUGAGUGUACUUUCACCGGAGCUCCAAAGUUGUUUGUAACAUGGUACAAAGAUGGAAAGCAACUCUAUGCCUCAUACAGAUAUAACACAAGAGUGACAGAGAAUUCCUGCAUCUUGGAAUGCCUACAUGAAUGUAAUAGAGAGACUCCAGGAAAAUACUCUUGUGAAGUCUCAAAUUCCUUCGGAACUGAUAUCUGUCAUGCCAAUGUGACAACAGUUACAGAACCUGCCCGGUUUGAACAGAAGCUUAAGGAUAUGAAAAUUGCCAUGAGCAAGAAACUCAAGCUUGAGUGUACAUUCACUGGUGCUCCAAAAAUAUUUGCGACAUGGUACAAGGAUGGCAAACAGAUUUACGCCUCUUAUAGAUACAACACAGCAGUUGUUGGAAACUCCUGUUCUUUGGAAUGCCUACAUGAGUGCACUAAAGAGACUACAGGAAAAUACUCUUGUGAAGUGUCCAAUUCCUAUGGAACUGAUAUCUGCCAUGCUCAAGUGACUGUAGUUUCUGGACCUGCUCGAUUUGUGAAGAAGCUGUCCAACCAGUCCCUCCAAGAGGGCCAAAAAUUGAGACUUGAAUGCUCUUUCACUGGGAUGGAAAAAUUGUUUGUCACAUGGUACAAGGACGGCAAGCAGAUCUACGCUUCUUACAGAUACAACACCAAAGUCAUUGGAAACACUUGCGUCUUGGAAUGUCUUCAAGAGUGUGACAAAGACACUGCUGGAAGAUACUCUUGCGAAGUUACAAAUGAUGAUGGAAGUGAUAUCUGUCAUGCACAGGUCACCGUAGGGGCAGAUCGGAAAAUUCCUCCAACCUUCACUAAAAAACUCCCUGAGCACGUGAAGGACACUGUGGGCAAACUGGUGAAGCUUGAGGGUCGUGUAUCUGGAUCGCAGCCAUUGUCCGUCAGCUGGUACAAAGAUGACAGGGAAAUCUUUAGCUCGGACAACUGCGAAAUGAUCUUCAAGAGCAAUGUGGCUGUGCUAUGUAUUAAGAAAGCCCAAACCUCAGACAGUGGCACUUACACUUGCAGCGCUGCUAAUGAAGCUGGUACUGCUUCCUCCCAGGUGGUGAUCAGCAUCACAGAAGAACAAAGGCCACCUACCUUUGAAAUGACUCUUAAGCCUAUAACGGUGGAUGAGGGUGAGAGGCUCAGCUUUAGCUGCAAAGUCUUUGGCUCUCCGCCACUGAAAAUUCAGUGGAUGAAGGACAGAAGGGAGGUGACGUCUUCUGCCACCACCAAGAUCACAUUUAUAGAUGGUAUUGCCACGCUGACUAUCGACAGGGCAUCCAAAGCCGAUGCAGGAGACUACCUGUGCAAGGCAACCAACAAUGCUGGUAGCGAUUUCUCCAAGGCCAAGGCCACCAUCAAAGAAAAAGCAGGAGUAACUCCUGCGCCAGCUCAGGCCGCUGCCCCAGCACCUGUGGCAGCUAAGAAAUUGGACAACUUGUUCUUCAUUGAUGAACCAAAGAGUGUUCGCAUCACUGAGAAGGGCACUGCAACCUUCAUCGCAAAGGUUGGUGGUGAUCCUAUUCCUAACGUGAAAUGGAUGAAAGGCAAGUGGAGACAGAUGACUCACGGUGGUCGCAUCAGUAUUGAACAGAAGGGCCAAGAGGCCAAGCUUGAGAUCAGAGAAGCGACUAAAUCUGACUCUGGCCAGUAUAGAUGUGUAGCAUCUAAUAAACAUGGAGAAAUUGAGUGCAGCACUGACUUGAAUGUUGAUGAGAAGCAGGAAACUGCAGCUGAAAUGGUGAAACUGAAGAAGACACCAUCAAAGCAGAAAAGUCCAAAGGAAGACAAAGACAUUGACAUAGUUGAGUUAUUAAGAAAUGUAGAUCCAAAAGAGUAUGAAAAAUAUGCUCGCAUGUACGGCAUCACAGACUACCGCGGCCUUCUUCAGGCCAUUGAGCAGCUGAAAAAAGAGAGGGGUGAAGAAAGUGGAAGACCAGAACACAUGCGUGGCAGAGAAUCUGAUGAAGAUAUGGCUAAGCUUGUGUCUGAUUUGCAGAGGAGAAUGGAACAAACUGAACCCAUUACCCUGCUUAAUGACAUCAAAGAUCAGACAACCCAAGUUAAUAAGGAGGCCGUGUUUGAGUGUGAAAUUAAGAUCAACUACCCAGAAAUCACGCUAUCUUGGUACAAAGACACACAGAAGCUUGAAACCAGUAGUAAAUACGAGAUUAAAGCAGUGGGCGACCGCCAUUCGUUGAAGAUCAAGAACUGUCAGACGAGUGACCAGGGAAAUUACCGCGUCAUUUGUGGCCCACAUAUCUCCAGUGCCACACUGUCGGUGUUGGAGAGUGAUGAGUAUGAGCAGAAGCCUUCACCUGCUGAUCAAAUUCAAUUCACCAAACGCAUCCACAACAUUAUGGUGAAGGAACGCCAGGCUGCCACUUUUGAGUGCGAGCUGUCCUUUGACAAUGCCGUGGUCACAUGGUACAAAGACUCUUGGGAGCUUAAAGAGAGUCCAAAAUAUAACUUCAGGUGUGAGGGAAGACGUCACUUUAUGAUUAUUCGUAAUGUAACAUCUGAGGAUGAAGGCGUGUACUCGGUGAUCGCACGAUUGGAGCCUAUGGGUGAAGCUACAAGUACAGCUGAGCUUUAUCUGUCAGGCAAAGAAAUUGAUCUUGGAACAAUGUCUUAUGAUGUCCCUGAUACAACAAUACAAGUACCUGAGAUGUCAUCUAUUAUUAGUUUCAAAGAAGAAUCAUCUGAAUAUUAUUAUGAAGAAAAGCAUGAAGUAUCAGUAGAGUAUGAGAGUCGGACAGUCCAAGAAGAAAAAGUAAUCCAUGAAUUUUCAUCAAUUCAAGAACCGAAGAAGCCAGUGGAAGAAAUUGUUACCAAAAUUGUGGCGGAAAAAACUGAAGAAAAGCCGCAACAAGUGCCUGAGGUUUCCAAGAAACCCGAAGAGAAACCCGAAGCAUUUGCACCAGCUCUGUCUAAAGAACCCGAAGUCAGGAAGCCUGUAGAGGAAAAAGUCCCAUCAGUAAAGGUGGCCGAGAGAAAAGGACAGCCUGCACCUAAAGAUGUCUCAAAACCUGCAGUUCCUGUGGUGCCUGAGCCUAAACCACAGGUGCCACCUGAGCCUAAAGAGGUACCAGUGGCUGCACCUAAGCCAGAGCCAAAAGCUGAGCCUAAACCAGAACCAAAACCCGAGCCUAAACCAGAACCAAAACCUGAGCCAAAAGUUGCACCUGAGCCAGAGCCAAAGCUGAAGGCUGAACCAGAGCCAAAGCUGAAGCCUGAACCAGAGCCAGAGCUGAAGCCUGAGCCAGAGCCAAAGCUAAAGCCUGAACCAGAGCCAAAGCUGAAGCCUGAGCCAGAGCCAAAGCUGAAGCCUGAGCCAGAGCCAAAGCUGAAGCCUGAACCAGAGCCAGAGCUGAAGCCUGAACCUAAGCCUGCAGUUACAAAGAAGCCUGAGUCUCCCCCAGUCAAAGUAUCAGAUGUUCCCAAGAAGCCAGAAGUGGCACCACAACCAACUUUAGCUGCUAAAAAGGAAGAGGUUUUAACCCCAAAACCAACUAUGGCUCCUUCAAAAGCUCCUGAAGAGGCAAGGGCUACAGAAGCACCAAAAAUAGAGCCAGGCAAAAAAUCAGGCCUGCCGUUAUUUGCAGCUGAGCCACCAAGCGUGACACCAUCUAAACAAGAAGCAACUGUAUCAGUGAAGCCUGAACCAUCAAAACAAGAGUCUGCACUUAUCCUCCCUGCACCAGGAAGAAAAGAAGAGGCUAUACUUGUUUCCACAGAAAUGCCAACGGCAAAGCUGGUUAAAAGGCCAGAGCUUACACCAGCCUCUACAGAGCUGGUAAAAGUAGAACUGGCUAAAAUACCUGCACCCCCACAAGUUCCAAAAGUAGAACCAAGUAGAAUGCCUGAGCUAACACCAGUCUCUAAAGAACUGCCUACAGCAGAGCCAAGUAGACAACCAGAACCAAAAGUUGUUCCUCUGGCUCCCAAAGUUGAACCAGCUAGAAAAGCAGAGUUAACAAUCAGCCCUCCAGAGCCAACUAUGGCAAAGCCUGAACCAGUUCAGCACAGAGAACUGAUAGAGAAAGUGGUUGAAGUUAAACCUGCAGACCUGCCAUCUGAGAAACUGCCUGUGGCUAAACCUCGAAAGGAGAUGGAAAUGGCUCCUACAAGAGAGCCAGCUGUGGAGAAAAAGCCAACACCUGAGGCACCAAAGCCGAAAGUGGCUCCGCUUGAACAAAAAGUCUCUUCUCCUCAAGAGCCAACUAUUGAGAUGAAGCCAACACCUGAAGCGCCAAAGCCGACAGUGGGGCAAACUGAGCCAAAAGUCUCUCCUCCUCGAGAGCCGACUGUGGAGAAGAAGCCAACACUUGAGGCACCAAAGCCACCAGUGUCACCACUUGACCAAAAAGUGUCUCCUCCUCGAGAGCCAACUGUAGAGAAGCGCCCACCUGAGGCACCAAAGCCAACAGUUACUCCUCUUGAACAAAAAGUCUCUAUUCCCCAAGAGCCAACUGUGGAGAAGAAGCCAACACCUGAGGCACCAAAGCCGACUGUGGCACCAGUUGAACCAAAAGUCUCUCCUCCGCGAGAGCCAACUGUGGAGAAGAAGCCAACACCUGAAGCACCAAAGCCAACAGUGGCACCAGUUGAACCAAAGGUGUCUCCUCCUCAAGAGCCAACUGUGGAGAAGAAGCCAACACCUGAGGCACCAAAGCCAGCAGCAAUACCACUUGAACAAAAAGCCUCUCCCCCUCAAGACAAAGGCCCUGUUGCAGCUCCUGGACCUGUCCAGAAAGAUGGAAAACCAAAGGAAGAGCCAGCUGGAGGCAGAGGCAGAGGACUUAAACCAAGACAAACUCCUUCUCCUGGUGAUGCUGGACGUGGAAGAGGACUCAGACCUGGAGGUGGUGGUGACAAACCUCCAGCAGAGUCACCAUUUGCUUUCCAGCUCAAGGCUGUGCCUCUGAAGUUUGUGAAGGGGCUUCAAAAUAUUGUGUUGCAGGAAGCUGAGUCAAUAGGUUCUUCUGCUGUAUUUGAGUGCCAGAUUACUCCUUCUACUGCUGUUACCUCAUGGAUGAAAGAUGGAAGCAACCUGAGGGAGAGUCCAAAACACAAGUUUACCUCUGAUGGCAAAGACCGCAAACUGGCCAUCAUUGAUGUCCAGCUGUCCGACACAGGGGAGUACACGUGUAUUGCCAAGGUUGGGAAUAGAGAGACGACUUCUACUGCCAAACUUAUUGUAGAAGAGCUGCCUGUUAAAUUCACUAAGACUCUGGAGGAGGAGGUAACUGUCCUCAAAGGACAGCCCAUGUACUUGACCUGCGAGUUGAGCAAAGAACGAGAUGUGGUGUGGAAGAAAGAUGACAAGGAGCUGGAGCCACUCCCUGGCAAGGUUCAGAUCAAUAUUAUUGGUCUGCAGCAUGCUGUGACUAUCCAGGAUAUAAAAGAUGAUGAUGCUGGUGUUUAUACAUGCGAGUGUGAACAUCUCAAAACCCAAACGACUGUGAAAGUUAUUGAAGUCAUAAGAGACUGGUUGGUGAAACCUCUAAGGGACCAGCAUGUGAAACCAAAGGCCACUGCUGGCUUCAAGUGUGAGCUCAUCAAGGACACUCCCAACUGGAAGUGGUUAAAAGGAAAUGAAGAAAUUCCUACAGAACCAACAGAUAAGACAGAAGUCAAGAAGGAAGGAAAGGAGCUCAGUCUGACCAUUAAAAAUGCACAGCCAAGUGAUGUUGGAGAGUAUGCUGUGGAAGUUGAGGGCAAGCGUUAUGCUGCAAAACUAACACUUGGAGAGCGUGAAGCUGAGGUCCUGAAACCACUUGCUAGUGUGGAGGUGAAGGAGAAGGAGGAGGCUAACUUUGACACUGAAAUCUCUGAGGAUGAUGUUCCUGGUGAAUGGAAGCUUAAAGGGCAGGUUCUAACAAGAUCACCAACAUGUGACAUCAGAGCUGAGGGCACAAAGCGAUACCUUACUUUGAAAAAUGUCCAGCUUGAUCAAGCUGGUGAAGUUACAUACCAAGCUCUGAAUGCUGUGACGAGCGCUAUGCUCACAGUCAAAGAGGGUGAUGCACGCUUCACUGUCAAGUUGCAAGACUACACUGCAGUUGAAAAAGAUGAGGUCAGUCUUGACUGCGAGCUGAGCAAGGAUGUCCCUGUGAAGUGGUUCCAUAAUGAGAUUGAAAUUAAAGCCUCCAAGAUGAUUUCCAUGAGAUCAGAGGGUAAACGAAGAAUCCUCCACCUUAAGAAAGUGGAGCAGAAAGAUAAGGGAGUGUAUGUGUGCGACUGUGGAACAGACAAGACAUCAGCCAACGUUAACAUUGAAGCUCGCGACAUCAAGGUGGUCAGACCGAUGUAUGGUGUUGAACUGUUUGAUGGUGAGACUGCUCGUUUUGAAGUGGAAAUCUCAGAAGAUGAUGUCCAUGGCCAGUGGAAACUGAAGGGCGAAGUCCUCACUCCUUCACCUGAUGUUGAGAUCAUUGAGGAUGGUGCAAAACACAUUUUGACACUGUACAACUGCAGAGUUGCUCAGACUGGAGAGGUGGUUUUCCAGGGAGCAAAUGCUAAAUGUGCUGCAAACUUGAAAGUAAAAGAACUGCCAAUUACUUUCCUUACACCUUUGAGUGAUUUGCAAGUGUACGAGAAAGAUGAGGCAAGAUUUGAAUGUGAACUGUCAAGGGAAGCCAAGACCUUCCGCUGGCUGAAGGGAUCUCAAGAGUUAAAGGCCGAUGAUAAAUUUGAAAUCCUCUCAGAGGGAAAACGACACACUUUGGUUGUCAAAUCUGCAGCCUAUGACGAUGAGGCGAAGUACAUGUUUGAGGCUGAGGACAAGAGAACCGCUGGCAAACUCGUCAUCCAAGGUAUUCGUCUUGAGUUUGUCAGACCCAUCAAGGAUGUAACUGUGAAGGAACGUGAGACAGCAGAGUUCAGCAUUGAGCUUUCUCAUGAGAAAAUCCAAGUAACCUGGUACAAAAAUGAUGUGCGCCUGCAUCCAAGCAAAGUGGUGCACAUUUCAGAACAGGGCAAGAUCCACACUCUGUCCUUCAAGGAGGUCUCCAUUGAUGACACUUCACUCAUUAAAGUAGAGGCUCUUGGGAAGACCUGUGAGGCCAUGUUCACUGUGCUCGAGGGAGAAGCUUACUUCACCACCAAGCUGCAGGACUACACAGCUGUUGAGAAGGAUGAAGUAGUGCUGAUGUGUGAGCUGAGCAAACCCUCUGCUCAGGUCAAAUGGUUCAAAGAUGGCAAGGAAAUUACCCCGUCCAAGAAUGUCCUCAUCAAGGCAGAUGGAAAGAAGCGCAUUCUUACUGUGAAGAAGGCGGAGAAGGCCAACAUUGGUGAAUACGUCUGUGACUGUGGCUCUGACAAAACUGCUGCUAAGCUGAACAUCGAAGAGCGUGACAUUAAGAUUGUUCGUCCACUGUACAGCGUGGAGGUCACAGAGACUGAGACUGCUCGCUUUGAGACAGAGAUUUCUGAGGAGGAUGUGCAUGGUAACUGGAAACUGAAGGGAGAACCUCUGCACCAGUCUGCUGACUGUGAGAUUAAGGAAGAGGGCACCAAACACAUACUGAUCCUCUACAAUGUGCGCAUGGACAUGGCUGGUGCUGUGGACUUCAGUGCCGCCAAUGCUAAAUCUAGCGCUCAACUCAGAGUUAAAGCACGCACAGUUGGCCUGUUAAGACCUCUUCGGGAUGUUACUGUCACUGCUGGAGACACUGCAACCUUUGACUGCGAGCUUUCAUACGAGGGUAUCGUUGUUGAAUGGUUCGUUGGAACUACAAAGAUGGAGCCAAGUGACAGAGUGGUGACCAGAGCAGAUGGCAGACUGCACAGCUUGACUCUGAGAGACGUCAAGAUGACAGAGGCCGGGAAUGUGAAACUUACUGCAAAGGACUUCCAGACUCAGGCUAAACUUACUGUUAAUGAGCCACCAGUUGAAUUUAGCAAGCCCUUGGAGGACCAGACUGUUGAGGAGGAAGCCACAGCUGUUCUGGAGUGUGAACUUUCCAGAGAAAAAGCUGAUGUCAAGUGGUUCAGAGAUGGACAGGAAAUCCGUAAAACAAAGAAGUAUGAAAUGGUGGCUGAGGGCUGCAAGAGGAAACUGAUCAUCAAAGACUGUACUCUUGAUGAUUCCAAAACAUACACUUGUGAUGCCAAACACUUCAAGACCUCUGCUUUCCUGAAUGUUGAGCCUCCACAUGUUGAGUUCACCAAGCCUCUUCAUGAUGUUGAGGUCAGGGAGAAAGAGUCCGCUAAGUUUGAAUGUGAAGUUUCCCGUGAAAGUGCCAAGGUCAGAUGGUACAAGGAUGGCAUCGAGAUUAGAAAGGGGAAAAAAUAUGAGAUUAUUGCCAAGGGAGUACAGCGUAUUCUCAUCAUCAGCAAAGCAGUGUUUGAUGAUGAAGCUGAAUAUGAAUGUGACGCAAGGACCUCCAAAUCCUCUGGAAUGCUUACUGUUGUUGAGGAGGAGGCUAGAUUCACGAAGAACCUAUCCAAUCUUGAGGGCACUGAAACUGACAGCAUUAAGUUGAUCUGUGAGGUGUCCAAACCCAGUGCAGACGUCACAUGGUAUAAGGGAGACAAGGAACUGGCUGAGGGUGGAAGAUAUGAACAAGUUGCAGAUGGCAGGAAAAGAAUCCUCAUCAUCCAGGAUCUUCAUAUGGAUGAUGCUGGAGAAUACAACUGCAGAUUGGCCAGUUCAAAGACAUCAGCAACACUAAAGAUCAAUGAAUUGGCAGCUGAGUUUAUUGCCAGGCCCCAGAGCCAGGAGGCGGUUGAGGGUGACAAGGCUGAAUUUGUAUGCUCAGUGUCCAAAGACUCUUAUGAAGUUAAAUGGUUCCGUGGAAGUGAGGAGCUUCAAACUGGGGACAAGUAUGAGAUUGUUAGUGAAGGCAAGAGGAGAGCCCUCAUUGUCAAGAACUGUGAGCUGAAGGACGAAGGUGCCUUCACUGCCUGUAUCGGCUCUGUUAAGGCCUCUGCAGACUUAACUGUGAUUGAAAAAUUGAGGAUAAUCACUCCCAUCAAGGACACACAAAUGAAGGAAGGACAAGAAAUUGUUCUGAACUGUGAGGUUAAUUCAGAGGGGGCUAGGGCCAAGUGGCUGAAGAACGAUGAAACAAUGUUUGAGACUAGUAAGUUUAUCAUGGUCCAGAGAGACACUGUUUUCUCUCUGAGGAUCAAAGCUGCUGAGAAAUCAGAUGAGGGCACUUACACCAUCAUGCUAACCAACCAGCGUGGUGAACAGGCCAAAUGCUCCGCAAGCGUCAGUGUACUAGAGGAGGAGCUAAGGAUCAUAGAGCCUCUGGAAGACUGUGAAACAGAGGAGAAGAAGACAAUUAGCUUCACUUGCAAAGUAAACAGACCAAAUGUGACAGUUCAGUGGUUGAAGGCAGGUCAGGAGAUCACCUUCAGCAAACGUGUUGUGUACCGUGUGGACAAGAACAAACACACUUUGAUCAUCAAAGACUGCACCAUGGAUGAUGAGGGUGAAUACACUGCUGUUGCUGGAGUUAGCAAGUCUUCAGCUGAGCUAAUAAUCAGUGAGGCACCCACUGACUUCACUGCCCAACUCAGAGACCAGACUGUUACUGAAUUUGAGGAUGCACAGUUCACAUGCAAGGUGUCUAAGGAGAGGGCCACUGUUAAAUGGUACAAAAAUGGCCGUGAAAUCAGAGAAGGACCCAGAUAUCACAUGGAAAAGGAUGGAAAGACAUGCACACUGUAUAUUAAGGAGUGCCGACCUGAUGAUGAGUGUGAAUAUGCCUGUGGUGUGGAUGACAGAAGAUCCAGGGCUCGUCUUUUUGUUGAAGAGACCCCUGUGGAGAUUGUCAGACCCCCCACAGAUGUAUUCGAGCCCCCAGGCUCAGAUAUUGUGUUUGAGGUUGAACUGAACAAAGACAGAGUUGAGGUUAAAUGGAUGAGGAAUAACAUGAUCAUUAUUCAGGGUGACAAAUACCAGAUGCUCAGUGAGGGCAAGAUUCACCGUCUCCAAGUUUGUGAGGUCAGGCCUCGUGAUCAGGGCGAGUAUAGAGUCGUUGCCAAGGAUAAGGAUGCACGAGCCAAGCUUGAACUUGCAGCUGUGCCGAAAAUCAAGACCACAGACCAGAACCUAGUAACAGAUGCUGGAAAGCCAUUUGUGAUGACCGUUCCUUACGACGCUUACCCUCGUGCAGAGGCUGAAUGGUUCUUCAAUGACAUCAGUCUUCCAGUGCAAAACAUUGACACAUCCACUGACAGGACAGAGUACAGACUGAAAGACCCUAAAAAGUCUGACCAAGGCCGUUACAAAAUCGUCAUCAAGAAUAAGCAUGGUCAGGGAGAGGCUUUCAUCAAUCUGGAUGUUAUUGAUGUUCCUGGGCCUGUGAAAAACCUUAGAGUUGUUGACACUGCUGACGGUGAGGUCAGCCUGGCCUGGGAUGAACCUGAGAGUGAUGGCGGCAGCAAGAUCUUGGCCUACGUAGUAGAAAGACGCGAUGUCAAGCGCAAAUCCUGGACAUUGGCUACUGACCGUGCUGAUAUUCCAGAGUACUGUGUUGGUGGAUUGCAGAAGGACAACAUGUACUUCUUCCGUGUGUGUGCUCGUAACAGAGUCGGCAAUGGAGAGCCUGUCUCAACUGAUGAAGCUGUCCAGGCCAAGAAUAAAUUUGAUGUUCCUGACGCACCUCAGAAUGUCAUGGUUGGAAUUGUCAACAGGUUUGGUGCCACUGUAACCUGGGAACCACCUCUAUUUGAUGGUGGAUCUGAGAUUACGUCCUAUGUAAUUGAGCUCCGUGACAGGACAUCUGUGAAGUGGGAGGCUGCGUUGGUGGUCCGGGCAGAAGAUCGCACAGCAACACUCAAUGAUGUUAUUGAGAAUAAGGAGUACAUCUUCCGUGUUCGAGCUGAGAACAAAGCUGGAGUUGGCCGACCAAGCGCUGCCACUGAUCCUGUGAAGAUCAUGGAUCCCAUUGAGAGGCCAAGCCCACCAUUGAACUUCAGCUUCACAAAUGCAAACAGAGACUCUGUUCAGCUGACAUGGGAGACUCCACUCAGCAAUGGAGGAAGCAUGAUCACAGGCUACAUUAUUGAGAAAUGUGAAGAUGGAAUAUAUAACUGGCUGAGGUGCAAUGCCAGACUAUGCCCAGACCUUUAUUACAGGGUGUCUGGCUUGAAGUUCGGUCAGAAGUAUCACUACAGAGUAUCUGCAGAAAAUGCAGCUGGAGUUUCCGAUCCAUCUGAACAGAUUGGACCACUCUUGGCUGAUGAUCCACAUGUUGGUCCCACAAUGGAUCUGAGUGGAUUCAAAGAUGGUCUGGAAGUCAUUGUCCCCAAUGCUCUUACUAUCCGUGUACCUAUUACUGGAUAUCCCACUCCCAAAGCCAAGUGGACAUUUGGUGAUAAGGAGCUCACUGCAGGAGAUCGUGUGUCUAUGGUGACAAAGCCUACAUACACUGAAUUAGUCAUUGUUCCAAGUGUUCGUCCAGACAAAGGCACAUAUACACUGCACCUGGAGAAUGACGUGACUUCGGUCUCUGGAGAAAUUGAAGUGAAUGUUAUUGCAUCUCCAAGUGCACCCAAAGACUUCAAGGUCGCAGAGGUGACUAGACAUCAUGUUCACCUCAUGUGGGAGGCACCAGAGCAUGAUGGAGGCAGCCCCGUAAUUGGUUAUAAUAUUGAGAAGAGAGAGGUGUCUCGCAAGACCUGGGUCAAGGUGAUGUCAGGCGUGCAGGACCUUGAGUACACAGUCACAGACGUAAUCGAGGGCAAGGAGUACUUGUUUAGUGUAACAGCCUCUAACAAAUGCGGUCCAGGAGAACCUGCAUAUAUCGAUGAGCCAGUGAACGUGUCUUCUCCAGCCACUGUGCCAGACCCACCAGAAAACCUGAAAUGGAGAGACAAAUCUGCAAAGGGUAUCUUCUUGCUCUGGGAACCCCCCAGAUAUGAUGGCGGGGCACCUAUUAAGGGAUAUAUUGUUGAUAAGUGUCAGCGUGGCACUGACAAAUGGGAAGCCUGUGGAGAGCCAAUGCCUGAGCUGAAGUUCCAGGUGACAGGCCUCCUUGAGGGACAGUGGUAUGCCUAUCGCGUAAGAGCAGUGAACAGACUUGGAGCUAGCAGACCAUGUAAAGCCACAGAUGAGAUUCUUGCUGUUGAUCCUAAAGAGGCACCAGUGAUUCAGCUGGAUGUAAAACUGCUGGCUGGCUUGACUGCCAAGGCUGGCACUAAGAUUGACCUUCCAGCAGAUGUGUUUGGAAAGCCAGAUCCCAGAGUCAAAUGGACCAAGGCUGACCUCGUCCUUAAACCAGAUGAGAGAAUCACUAUUGAAACAAAGCCUGGACACUCUACACUUUCUGUUUCUAAGACGACCAGGUCUGACACAGCCACCUACAUCAUCGAGGCAGUUAAUACUUGCGGUCGUGCCACUGCAACAGUUGAUGUCAACAUUCUUGACAAGCCUGGUCCCCCAGCUGCUUUUGAUAUUACUGACAUCACAAAUGAGUCUUGCUGCUUGGCUUGGAAUGCCCCCAGAGAUGACGGUGGUUCUCCUGUGACCAACUACAUUGUGGAAAUGAGACCCUUGGAAAAAGAGGAGUGGCAGAAACUUUCUACAACAGUCAAACAAACCACAUUUAAAGCCUGCAAACUGGUUUCUAUGAAAGAGUACGUUUUUAGGGUGUCUGCUGAGAACCAGUAUGGCAUUGGUGCACCUGCAGAGCACGUUCCAAUUGUUGCCAAGUAUUCCUUUGACCCCCCUGGUGCUCCAACUAGGGUACAGCCCUCUGAUAUCUCAAGGGAUGCAGUCACUUUGACCUGGUAUGAGCCUGAUGAAGAUGGUGGAAGUCCCAUCACUGGCUACUGGGUUGAAAGGUUUGAUCCAGAAAGUGACAAAUGGAUCAAAUGCAACAAGCUGCCAGUCAGGGACACUACACUCAGAGUGAAGGGAUUGCCAACCAAGAAGAAGUGCAGAUUCCGUGUUCUGGCUGAGAACCUUGCAGGACCUGGAAAGCCAAGUGCUGAGACUGACCCUGUCCUGAUUAAGGACCCAAUUGAUCCUCCAUGGGCUCCUGGCAAACCGUUCAUCAGAGACAUUGCUAAGACAUCUGCAUUCCUGCAAUGGACUAGACCAGAGCAUGACGGUGGUGCUAAAAUUCAGUCCUACAUUAUUGAGCUCCUCAAGAGUGGAACUGAAGAAUGGGUCCGUGUGGCCGAGGAUGUCCUCACGACAGAGCACUUGCUCAAGGGACUGAUGGAGAAGCAGGAGUACUCCUUCCGUGUCAAAGCUGUGAAUGUCGCUGGGGAAAGUGAACCCAGUGAUCCAAGUGAUCCUGUUGUGUGCAAGGAAAGACUCUAUCCUCCAUCUCCACCACGCUGGCUUGAGGUAGUCAACAUUUCAAAGAUCGACUGUGAACUGAAAUGGACUGAACCGGAAAGUGAUGGUGGCUCUCCGAUUACCAACUAUGUAGUUGAAAAAAGAGAUGUCAGACGCUGGAGCUGGCAGACAGUGGACACCACAGUAAAAGACACAAAGUACACUGUCACUCCACUUAAUGAGGGAACUCUCUAUGUUUUCCGUGUGGCAGCUCAAAAUGCGGUGGGUAUGAGCGAUUUCUAUGAGAUGGAGGACUCUGUGCUGGCGAAGGACACUUUCACUACUCCUGGACCUCCUUAUGCUUUGACAGUAGUUGAAGUGUCCAAGAGACAUGUUGACCUGAAGUGGGAGCCUCCCAAAAGUGAUGGUGGAAGACCAAUCACAAAAUAUGUUAUUGAGAAGAAGGAGAAAGUGGGCACCCGCUGGUUAAAGUCUGGAAAGACAGCUGGCCCUGAGUGCAAAUACAGGGUGACUGAUGUUGAUGAAGGUUCUGAGGUGCAAUUUCAGGUCCGUGCUGAAAACGAGGCUGGAGUUGGCAACCCAAGUGAACCCACAGAAAUCAUUACCAUUGAAGACCCUAUUAGUCCACCUUCUCCUCCACUUGAGGUUAAGAUUGUUGAUGCCACCAGAGAGCAUAUCAACAUCACAUGGAAGGCACCAGAGAAGAAUGGGGGAAGUCCUGUUACUGGAUAUCAUGUUGAGCUGGCUGAGGCUGGCACAGAGAAGUGGAUGAGAAUAAAUGCACGUCCCAUCAAAGAGCUCAAGUUCAAGGCAGAAGAUGGCGUAAUUCCUGAGAAACAGUACAUUCUCAGAGUCCGUGCCAUCAACGCUGUUGGAGUCAGUGAUCCCUCUGAAGUAUCCGACCCGGUCUUUGCUAAAGACCCUGACUGUGUGCCAACCAUCGAUUUGCAGACUCAAGAUGUUGUUAUUGUUGAGGGUGAGAAAAUGCAUCUAAAGAUCCCAUACAGAGCAAUUCCCAAACCAUCAAUGGUCUGGAAGAAGGAUGAAACAGAACUGAAAACUGGUGACAGGCUCACAUUGACAUGUGAACUCAACAGUGUUCACCUUGAGCUCCUCAAAUGCAAGCAUGAAGAUGCUGGUGUCUACACUGUCACUUUAGAGAACAGUCUGGGUUCUGCCACUGGAACAGUUAAUGUUAAAGUGAUUGGUCUUCCGGGACAAUGUAAGAGCAUUUCUCCAAGUGAAGUCACCAAGAACUCCUGCACAAUUUCAUGGGAACCACCAGAGAGUGAUGGUGGUAGCCCAAUCCUGCAUUAUGUACUGGAGCGCAGAGAGGCUCAGAAGAAGACAUUUUUGCCUGUGAUGUCUGGAAUCAAUGUUUUGAGCUUUGUGGUCAAGGACCUAAUGCUGAAUGGUGAAUAUUACUUCAGAGUAAAGGCUGUUAACAGAAUUGGUUGUGGUGAAUAUCUUGAGCUUCGCAACCCUGUAAUCUCAGAGGAGCAGAAGCAGCGACCUGACCCACCGAUUGAUGUGGAGGGACACAACCCUACCUCUCAGUCCAUUACUGUUACAUGGAAGGCACCACCCUAUGAUGGUGGUUGCCCAAUUACUGGCUAUAUUCUUGAGAAAAUUGAGAAGGAUGGUGAUAGAUUUGAGAGAUGUGUUCCAAAUCUGGUGCCUGGAUUUUCCUACACCAUCACUGGCUUAACAGAAGGAAAGGAAUACCAGUUCCGUGUACGUGCGGAGAAUGUUGCUGGAGAAAGUGACCCGUCCCGCAGCACACCCCUGAUUGCAGCUGCUGAUCCUGUUGACCCGCCAAAGGUAUCACUGCAUGCACGCAUCGCAUCUGGCCUCAGUGUAAGGAAAGGUGAAGAGAUUAGACUGGAUGCCAACAUUUCAGGAUCUCCAUACCCUACUGUGACAUGGCUUAGGAAUGAUGAGAAUGUCCAGAAGAUUGUUAAGAAGAAGCCAGAGCUCUUUGUAAGAAAGAAGAAGAAAACCAAGGCUAUUCAUCCUGAACCUGAGGAGGAGUUCCAUCCUCCACUUCCAGAUCGUCUGUCCUUUGACCAGAGCAAGAGAGGCGAGACUGCAAUGAUGGUGCGUGAUGCCAUUAGAAUUGACCAUGGACUUUUCACCAUCAGGGUUGAGAAUGUCCAUGGUUUUGCAACUGCAUCUUGCGAUGUCAAUGUUCUUGAUAAACCAGGUCCACCAGUGAACUUUGGAUUUGAUGAGAUAAGGAACAACUCUGUCACUUGCACAUGGGAAGCACCCCUUGAUGAUGGUGGCAGUGAGAUCAUCAACUACAUCCUAGAGAAGAAAGACAACACCACUGAUGAAAUUGGUUGGGUCACUGUUACCUCAACCCAUAAAGGAUAUAACUAUCCUGUGACCAAAUUAAUUGAAGGAAAGGAGUACAUCUUCAGAGUCAGGGCUGAAAACAAGUUUGGCUCUGGACCACCAUGCUAUUCUGAGCCACUUGUUGCUAAGAAUCAAUUCGAUCCUCCUGAUGCUCCUAACAUGCCACGAAUUGGAGAAGUCACUGCCAGCAGUGUUGCUCUUUCUUGGCAUGAGCCUAAGGACAAUGGUAGCCCCAUCCUAGGUUACUGGAUUGAGAGACGUGAAGUCAACAGCAAAUACUGGACCAGAGUCAAUCGCAACCUUCUCAGCUCACUAGCAGUCAAGGUUGAGGGUCUCAUGGAAGGCCUGGUUUAUGUCUUCAGGGUCUGUGCUGAGAAUCUUGCUGGCCCUGGAGAAUUCAGUGUCCCAACUGAUCCUGUGGUUGCAAUGGAUGCCAUCAUGCCACCUGGCCCACCCGUGCCAAGAAUUGUCGAUACUACAAAUACAACAGUUGAUAUUGCCUGGGUUCCUCCAUUGUACAAUGGUGGUGGAGAUAUUCUAGGGUAUCACGUUGAACGCUGUAUUGUGGGAGAAAAGGAUUGGGUCCGCAGUACUGAGUUCAGAUGCAAGGAGUGCAAGUACACUUUGACUGGACUGACUGAGGGAGCGGAUUAUUACAUUCGUGUAUAUGCUGUAAAUGAAGCUGGCCAUGGAGUCCCUGGAAUGACUGAACCUGUUCAAGUAAAGGAACCUGAACUGGCCCCAGGAAUUGAGUUUGAUAUCUCUGUGAGGAAUGGAGUACUUAUAAAAGCUGGAGAGACUCUGCGUAUACCAGCUUAUGUUAUUGGCAGACCCAUACCAGAGGUUAAAUGGACAAAAGAUGAUGCUGAACCUGACAAGGAGCGGGUUGUUAUUGAAACUGUUGAAAAAUGCAGCACUCUGAGCAUCAAGAAUGCCUUGAGAACUGACCAUGGCAAAUAUGAGAUCACAGGAACAAACUCCAGUGGAACAAAAUCUGCUUUUAUCAGGGUUGAUGUAAUGGAUGUUCCUGGACCUGUAGUUGACCUUAAAACAGUCCAUGUCAGCAAGAAGAUGAUCUCACUGACCUGGUCUGAUCCUGUUGAUAAUGGUGGAAGUGAUAUUAUGGGCUAUGUCGUUGAAAGAAAGGAUGCCAAGAUGCACAUAUACAGGCAACCUUUGGAAACUGCUUCUUGCAAAUGUGACAUAGUUGGUCUUCUUGAUGGUGAGGAAUAUAUGUUCCGUGUAGUUGCAAGGAACAAGUUUGGUCUUGGUGCCCCUGUUGAACUUGGACCUGUUCUUGCAGUGGAUCCUAAAGGUGUUCCAUCCGCCCCAGAAAAGCUUCACCACACUGCAAGGACCAAGAACACUGUAACACUUGCUUGGCAACCUCCUCGCAGUGAUGGAGGUGCUCCAAUCAGAGGCUAUUAUGUUGAAAAGAAGAGAGAAGACAGUGAUGAAUUCGAUGUUGCCAAUCGUCAAAUCUGCAAGGAGCCCACAAUUACACUGGAAAAUCUGAAUGAAAACAUGACAUAUGACUUCAGAGUAAAAGCUGUCAAUGAAGUUGGUGAUGGUGAACUGUCCAGGCCAAUCACUGUCCAUAUUCAAGACGAUGAAUUGACCCCAACUGUGACGCUGUUGAAGUACUUUAAGAGUAAUGCCAUAAUUGUCAAGAAAGGAGCAGCUAUUGAAAUCCCUGCUGAAAUUGUUGGUCUCCCAUUGCCCACCUAUGAGUGGACAAAGAAUGGAGUUGUUCUUGACAAAUCCACAGAGACCAUGACACUUGAAUCAGAGGAGAUCAACAGACAAACAAUUAACACCAAGAUUGCUAUCCCUGAAACUGUGAGACAAGACGCCGGCUCAUACAAGCUAGCUGCCACAAAUAAAUACGGAACAGGUCAACAAAUCAUCAGAGUUGAGAUUUUGGAUCGUCCAUCACCACCACGGAACAUUGUGGUCUCUGAUAUCAAAGCAGAGUCUUGCUACCUCACAUGGGAUGCUCCAGAGGACAAUGGAGGAAGUGACCUCACUAACUAUAUUAUUGAGAAGAGGGAUGCCAGCAAGAAGAAGUCUGACUGGGAGCAGCUGACAUGCUGCAUCAUAGACAGGCGUUAUGGGGUGUACAAGCUCGAGGCUUUUGGCACUUACCAGUUCCAGAUCAAAGCUGAGAACAAGUUUGGAGUCAGUGAUGGGUGUGAAUCAGAAAAAGUUGUCCUCAAGGAUCCAUAUGGUCUUCCUGGCCCACCUCAAAAACCAAGAAUCAUUGGACACACUCGCUCAUCUAUGCUAGUAGCAUGGGACCCUCCAAAGGACAAUGGUGGAGCAACUAUUCAGGGCUACUGGCUUGAGAAGAGAGAAAGGGGGGCUGUGUACUGGAGUCGUGUUAACAGGGCUCCUGUCACAAAACCAGCUGUUAAGGGCUUGGAGUACAAUGUGCUGCGGCUUAUCGAAGGUAUUGAGUACCAGUUCCGUGUGAUGGCUCAAAAUGCUGCUGGCAUUGGUCCACCAAGCGAAGCAACAGAAUGUGUUUUCGCCCUCGAUCGAAGAAAUCCGCCAGGCCAGCCACCUGCACCUGAGGUUAAAGACAAGACAUCUAGCAGUGUGACUCUUGGCUGGGUCCCACCAGAGAAGGAUGGUGGAACCCCAAUCAAAGGUUACAUUGUUGAGGUCCAGGAUGAGGGCUCGGUAGAGUGGAGAAGAGUGAAUCAGCCUGAUAAGCUGAUUUUAACAACUGCAUAUACCGUGUCAGGGCUCAAAGAAAAUAAGAAAUGUAGAUUCAGGAUUGUUGCUGUCAAUGCUGCUGGCGAGUCAGAACCAAGUCCCAGAACUUCUGAUACCAUUAUAAAGGAUAUCCUGGAGGAACCCGUUAUUACACUUGGAGUCAAGGCUCAGGAACUUCUCUCUUGUCGUGCUGGAACAACAAUCAGAAUCCCAGUCACUGUAUCAGGCAGGCCUAUUCCAAAGGUCACAUGGGAAUUUGAUGGAACUGCCACAACAGAAAAGAAAAAUGAGCUGCACAAUCUUCCAGUGGAUUCAGAGAUUUCAUCAACUGAUACCACUUCAGAAGUGACUAUCCCUGAGAGUAAGUUCAAACACUCUGGACGGUACAUCAUUACUGCUUCUAACCCAGCUGCCACAAAAACGCUCAAAGUCCGUGUCACUGUCCUGGAUUUCCCUGGGAAACCUAAAGAGCUCAAAAUUACUGACAUCACAAGAAGUACCUGCAGACUUACAUGGAAGCCCCCAGAUAAUGAUGGCGGUGAGCGGAUAAAGAGCUACUACAUUGAGAAGAAGACAGUUGAAGGAAAAGCCUGGACAAAGGUCAACCCAGCCUGUGCCAGUCAGUCCUUUGUAGUUCCAGACCUUAUUGAAGGACAAGACUAUUUGUUCCGUAUACGAGCUGAGAAUAGCUUUGGUCUGGGACCUGCACUAGAAACCUUCCAGAGGACUAGGGCAAAGGAACCCAUCCAUCCUCCUGAUGCUCCCACUAGAGUCAAAAUCAUUGAUGUGUCCAAGGGAACAGUGACUCUGAAAUGGAAGCCACCCAAAAAUGAUGGUGGGUCGCCUGUAACGCAUUACAUUGUUGAACGCCUCUGGUGGGACUCCAGUGGAGAGCAAAAAGAGUCUUGGAGACAGUGCAAUAGACGUGACAUUGACACCACCACCUUCAAAGUUGAGGACCUCCAUGAGGGUGCUGAGUAUGAAUUUCGUGUCAAGGCUGUAAAUGAAGUUGGUGCAGGCAGACCAUCCUCUACUGCUGGACCUAUCAUUGUUAAGGACCAGACAAGAGCACCUUCCAUUGUACUUGAAGAGUUCAUGGAAGUUGAACAGGGCACAGAUAUUAACAUUGUUGCUAAAAUCAAGGGAUGUCCAUUCCCCACCCUUACUUGGCACAAGGCCCCACCCCACAAAAGUGAUGACAAGGUUGAAGUGGUUUAUGAUGAACAUAUUAACAAGCUUGUGUCUGAUGAUAGCUGUACACUGCUGAUCCAGCAGGGCAAACGCUCAGACACUGGUCUCUAUACACUUACUGCCAGCAACAGCCUAGGCACAGUCUCCAAGGAGAUGAGACUUAAUGUUCUAGGACUUCCUGGACCUCCUUCUGCACCAAUUAAAUUUGAGGAGAUACAUGCUGAACAGAUUACCCUGUCAUGGCUGCCUCCUAUAGAUGAUGGAGGUUCCAAAAUCACAAACUAUACCAUUGAGAGGCGUGUUUCCAAUAGGAAAUCAUGGAUUCCUAUCCCUGGUGCACCCAAAGAGCGUAUCUUCACAAUUGAGGGUCUGAUGCCAGGCCAUGAGUAUGUGUUCCGCAUCAGGGCUCAGAAUAAAUAUGGAGUUGGCGAUCCACUUGACAGUGAGCCAGAGGUUGCUAGGGAUAUUUUCACUAUCCCUGGCCAGUGCGAGAAGCCAACCCUCUCAAGUAUUACAAUGGACUCCAUGACUGUGAACUGGGAGGAACCAGACACAGAUGGUGGUAGUCCAAUUACUGGGUACUGGCUUGAGCGCAAAGAGACCACAUCAAAGCGCUGGAACAGAGUAACCCGUGACCCAAUCAGGCCAAUGCCUCUUGGUGUGUCCUACAAUGUCACAGGCCUCAUUGAAGGAUCUCAAUACCUGUUCCGUGUGACUGCAAUCAAUGCAGCAGGAUGUGGGCCUCCAAGUUUGCCAUCUGACCCAACAUUUGCCAGAGAUCCAAUUGCUCCACCUUCACCACCAACCCCCAAAAUUACUGACUGGACAAAGAAUACAGUUGAUUUGGAAUGGAUUCCACCUCUAAAAGAUGGGGGAUCGAAAAUCAUGGGCUACUAUGUUGAAUACAAAGAAGAAGGCACAGACGCCUGGGUUAAGGCCAAAGAAAAAGAAGUUAGAGGAAGACAAUUUGUAAUCACUGGCUUGAAAGAGAAUGGAUUUUACAAGUUUAGAGUUUUGGCAUUCAAUGCUGCUGGGCUGAGCGAGCCAGGAGAAGUUGCUGAAGUUCUCGAAAUGAAAGAAAGGAUAAUUCCCCCAGUGCUUGAGCUGGACAUCUCAAUGAAAGAGAGGAUGGUUUUCCAUGCCGGUGGUGUUAUCCGCAUCCUAGCCUAUGUGUCAGGCCUGCCUUGCCCAGCAAUAACAUGGAGCAGAGAUGAUGCUGCUGUCCCACCAGAGGCUGUUGUUGAGACGACAUCAAUCAGCACCUCAUUAGUAAUUAAGAAUUGCACCAGAAAGCAACAAGGUGUUUAUAGCCUAGUAGCAAAAAAUGCUGGAGGAGAGGUGAAGAGAACUGUCAUUAUUGAUAUUCUUGAUGUCCCUGGUCCAGUGGGCAUACCUUUUACAGCAGAUAAUCUUACCAUUGACUCUUGCAAACUGACUUGGUUCUUCCCUGAGGAUGAUGGUGGUUCUCCCAUAUCUAACUUCAUAAUUGAAAAACGUGAAUCGGAGCGCAAGUUCUGGACACCAUGCUCCUAUAGUGCGGCCAGACAAAGUGGUGUGGUUUCUAAUCUGACUUUAGGAAAAGGAUAUUUCUUCAGAGUUGCAGCUGAAAAUGCAGUCGGAAUUGGUCCAUUCCGUGAAACUGCAUGUGAAAUCAUUGUUAAGGAACGUCUCACUGUACCAGACCGUCCAGAGGAGCUUGAGGUCACCGCUGUCACUAAAGACUACAUUAGUGUAGCAUGGAAACCACCAAAGAAUGAUGGAGGAUGUGAAGUGACCUCUUACAUCCUGGAGGCACGCCCAAUUGGCAAGGACAAGUUUAUAAGAUUGACCAAGGAAAGGCUUAUGGACAGGAAAUUCACAUACGAUGGUCUCCGAGAGGGUGACUCCUAUGAAUUCCGUGUCAGUGCAGUAAAUGAAAUUGGUCAGGGCAAGCCAUCCUUCAGCACCAAACCAAUCCUGUGCAAAGAUGAGCUUGAGCCCCCAACUAUUGAACUAGACUUCCGUGACAAGCUUAUUAUCCGUGUUGGUGAAAGCUUUGCACUGCAAGGACGCUAUUCAGGAAAGCCAGCUCCUUCUAUCACAUGGACAAGGGAUGAUGAAGAGCUGAAAGCAGAUCAACAUGUUCAGUUCAAGAAUACUUUAACCACAAUGUGCCUUGGUAUUAUCAAGGCUCAGCGUGGGCACAGUGGCAGAUAUUGUGUCACAGUUGAGAACUGCACUGGAGCUCGCAAGGGCAUUUGCAAUGUCAUUGUUGUUGACCGCCCAACACCGCCUGAAGGUCCGGUAAUCUUUGAGGAUGUUCACAGAGAUCAUAUGGUAAUUUCUUGGAAGCCUCCUCUUGAUAAUGGUGGAUGUGAAAUUUCCAACUACAUCAUUGAGAAGAGAGACACUAACAGGGACAUGUGGACCACUGUAACAUCUGCCACCACAAAAACCACCUGUAAAGUGCCCAAACUUGUGGAAGGUCGUGAAUACAUCAUGAGAAUAAGUGCUGAGAAUAUGUACGGCAUCAGUGACCCACUGGAGUCUGAAGAGAUGAAGGCUAAGGAUCGCUUCAGAGUACCCGAGGCACCUGAGCAGCCUACAGUUAGAGAUGUUUAUCAUGACUCCGCCCUGGUGCUUUGGAAUCGUCCUCGUGAUGGUGGCAAGCCAAUUACAGAAUACAUCUUGGAAAAGAAGGAGCCUUCAGCUAAGAGAUGGUCUCGUGUGACUAGAGAUCAUAUCUACCCUGCUACCCAGUACAGGGUACAAGAUCUCAUUGAAGGAUGUGAAUAUGAAUUCCGUGUCAUAGCAGAGAAUGAAAUGGGUACUGGGGACCCAAGCCCUCCAUCUAAACCUGUUCUAGCUAAGGAUCCUAUCGUUCUGCCCAGUCCACCUGUGCUUCCCGAGGUCAUUGACAAAACAAAGGAUUCUGUUAGUUUGUCAUGGCGUGUUCCUCGCCAUGAUGGCAAAGGCAAGAUCUUUGGAUACCUUAUUGAGUAUCAGAAGCCUGGGGCAAUUGAAUGGAUACAGGCCAACGAGACUCCUGAGUCAUGCCCAGACACCAAGUUUGUUGUGAAAAACCUACCAGAGGGUGGAGAAUUUAGUUUCAGGAUCAUGGCUGUGAAUGCAGCUGGAAAAUCUGAACCUGCUUACGUAAAAGAACCAGUUAAAGUGCAUGACAGACUUGAGGAACCAGAGUUACUGCUGGAUGCCAAUAUGUCACGUGACCAUCUUGCAAUGAUUGGAACAGAUAUCACACUAAGUGCUGUGAUUAAGGGCAUGCCAAUCCCCACUGUGUCUUGGAAAAAGAAUGAUGGAGAGGUUCCCUCUCAUUGUGUUAUUGAAGUCACAACAAGAGGAAGUAAACUUCACAUUAAGAAAAGCACCCGUGCCGACUGUGGCAGCUAUACCAUAACAGUUCAAAAUGCAGCUGGAUCAAAGACAGCGACAUGCACAGUGCUUGUUCUGGAUAAACCUGGACCUCCACGUAAUCUUACCGUCUCUGAGGUAACAAGUGAAUCGGCAUACCUAACCUGGCAAAAGCCAGAGGAUGAUGGUGGUGCUGUCAUCUCUCACUAUGUUGUGGAGAAAAAAGAUGUUGCUGCUGAGCAGUGGGUCCCAGUCUGUGCCUCAUCCAAGAAGCUUAGCCUCAUGGCUCUAUAUCUGAUGGAGGGUAUUCAGUAUUUAUUCCGUGUCGCAGCUGAGAAUCAGUUUGGCAGAAGUGCAUAUAUUCAAACCAGCAAGCCUAUCAAAGCAGUUGAUCCUCUAUAUCCCCCUGGCCCUCCUAAGAAUUUACAUCAUGUAGAUGCAGAAAAAACUGAAGUAUGGCUUGAGUGGGAGUGGCCUGAACGUACUGGUGGAAGUGAAGUAACUGGAUUUAUUGUUGAGUAUCAAGAAGAGGGAGUUCCUGAUUGGGUCAACUUCAAAACUGUCAGCAAUGCUCACUGCCAUGUCACUGGACUUGUAGAGGGAAAGACCUACAGGUUCCGCGUGAAAUCACAAAAUGCUAUUGGCAUUAGCCGACCAGACACCAGUGUACCAAUUACUUGCCAGGAGAAGACUUUGGCACCAUCUAUUGAAGUUGAUGUGAAACUCAUUGAGGGCCUUGUUGUGAAGGCUGGAAGCACCAUUGUGCUGCCUGCAGUCAUGAAAGGAAUACCAGUCCCAACAGCCAAGUGGCUGAGUGAUGGCAAUGAGCUCAAAACUGAAGGCAAAUACAAGAUUGAUACUGAAGGAACUUCAACAGUUCUAAGCAUCAGUGAAUGUGCCAGGACUGAUGGUGGAGAAUAUAUCCUUACUGUUUCAAAUCCUGCAGGAAGCAAGUCAGUUGCUCUUCAUGUAACAGUACUUGAUCUCCCAGGUCCUCCAGUUGGCCCUGUCAACAUCCUUGAGGUUACACCUGAUCACAUGAUUAUCCAGUGGCGUCCACCUAAAGAUGAUGGUGGUACACCUUUGAUGAAUUACAUUGUGGAAAAGAAGGAUGUCAAGAAGCCUUGGGAGCCAUGGUCUGUUGUGAGUUCGGGAAGCCUAAGCACAAAAGCUAAGAUUCCACGUUUAGAGAAGGGUCGUGAAUAUGUUGUACGCAUUCGUGCUGAGAACAAGAUCGGCAUUGGUGCUCCCCUCGAAAGUCCUCCAACUAUUGCCAAGCAUAUGUUUAAUCCCCCUGGCCCCCCAGGACCACCAACAUGUUCAGAUAUCACAGAAAAUGCUGUGACAGUGUCAUGGACUCCACCAGAUACUGAUGGUGGAAGUCCAGUCAGUGGUUACAUUGUAGAACGCAGGGAGAUGACUGGUAAAUGGAUUCGUGUAAAUAAAACACCAGUCUUGGAUGUUAGAUACCGAGUCUCUGGUCUGUUUGAGGGCAACAGCUAUGAAUUCAGAAUUUUUGCUGAGAAUGUUGCUGGUAUUAGCAAGCCAUCCUAUCCUUCGGACCCGAUGAGAGCCGCACGCCCAAUUACUCCUCCAGGACCUCCAAGUAAUCUAAAAUUGAAAGACUGGAGCAAGUCAUAUGCAGAUCUGGUGUGGACCAAGCCUAGCAGAGAUGGAGGCAGCCCUGUUUUAGGCUACGUUGUUGAGUGCCAGAAAUCAGGCUCUGCAAAGUGGGACAGAAUCAAUAAGGAUCUCAUCAAGCCAUGUGCAUUCAGAGUACCAGGCCUUAUUGAAGGUACAGAGUACAGAUUCCGCAUUAGAGCAUCUAACAAGGCUGGGGAUGGAGAGCCAAGAGAGCUAGCAGAGACCGUGCUUGCCAAGGACAUCCUUGUUCCUCCAGAGGUAACUGUUGAUGUUGCCUGCCGUGACCUUGUAACUGUUCGGGCAGGACAGAUCAUUAGCCUUGUGGCCCGAGUUAAAGGUAGACCCGAUCCUGAAAUUACCUGGACUAAGGAUGCAAGAGCUUUAGGCAGAGACAAACGCACAGAGAUGAUCAACAACUUCCCAAUUGUUGAACUAGUCAUUCAGGAUGCUGUAAGAGGAGAUUAUGGAAAAUAUGCAAUUCAAGCUAAGAAUAGCAGUGGCCAGGCACAGGCUACAAUCAUUGUCAAUGUGCUUGAUAUUCCUGGAGCUUGCCAGAACUUGAAGGUUGCAUACGUAACCAAAGACUCUUCCAUGGUGUCUUGGGAAAAUCCAGAGGACAAUGGUGGCACUGAAAUUACAAAUUAUAUCAUUGAGUGCCGUCAACCUAGUCAAAGAGGAUGGACAGUUGUUACAUCUGACUGCACUAAACGUCUUGUUAAAGCUCCGCUUGUUGAGAACUGUGAAUAUUUCUUCCGUGUGAGUGCAGAGAAUAAAAUUGGUGCUGGACCACCAACGGAAACAAAAACAGCUAUUCUUGCUGUGGAUCCAGUAGAGAAACCUGGAGAGCCAGAGAAUUUCCAUAUCAGUGAAAUUGGAAAGACUUUUGUCUUCCUCAAAUGGAAGAAGCCAGAGUAUGAUGGCGGUAGCCGCAAUCUUGCUUAUCAUGUUGAAAAGAAACCAAAAGAGGCAGAGGAAUGGGAAAGACUCCACAAAGGUGCUAUUAAAGAAACAUAUUUCAUGGCAGACAGAUGUAUUGAGAAUCAAAUAUAUCAGUUUAGAGUCCAAACAAAGAAUGAGGGAGGAGAGAGCAACUGGGUGACUACUGCUGAAGUUCUUGUAAAGGAAGAACUUGUAGUUCCAGAGAUAAAGGUCAAGUUGGAAGGUGUUAAGGUAGUUAAAGCUGGAGAUUCCAUCCCAAUCGAGGCAGAGAUUAAAGGCAAGCCACAACCAGAUGUGAAAUGGGGUAAAGACGGCGCCACAGAGGAUAUCAGUAGAAGCCCUCGAGUUCAAGUGGAAACUGGUUUGAACUUCUCUAAAUUCCUCCUCACAAAUGCAAAACGUACAGAUACUGGAAAAUAUAUUGUCACUGCAACAAAUGCUGCUGGAACUUGCACUGGCGAAGCUAAAGUGAAUGUUCUGGACAGGCCUGGACCUGUUAGAGACCUAAAGGUCUCAGGCAUUUCAGUGGAUAGAUGCAAGUUGGCAUGGGAGGUACCCAAGGAUGAUGGUGGAUGUGAAAUCUUUAACUACAUUAUAGAAAAAUGUGAGACAAAGAGAGGUGUCUGGUCAGUCCAUUCUUCGGCUGUUGUAACCAAUUCUGCUAAUAUAACUCGUCUAAUUGAAGGAAAUGAGUACAUCUUUAGAGUGAGAGCAGAAAAUAAAAUGGGAGCUGGCCCUGCUGUGGAAACAGAGUCUAUUAUUGCAAGGACCCAGUUCAGUAGACCUGGUGCACCAGAUGCUCCAGAGGUGACCAGAAUUGCAAAGACUGAAAUGACAGUUAUGUGGUGCUCUCCUGAUAAUGAUGGGGGAAAACCCAUCACUGGUUAUAUUCUCGAGAAGAAAGAAGAACAUGGCAUUAGGUGGACUCCAGUUACUAAAUCACCUAUUUCAGGGACCCAUAUGACUGUAGCAGGACUCUUGCCUAAUCAUGAAUACCAGUUCCGUGUCAAGGCUGAGAAUGAAAUUGGAAUUGGUGAUGCAAGCAAGCCAUCUAGAACAUACACUGCAAGGGAUCCUGUCGGGCCUCCUGGUCCUGUUGGAAACUUGAAAGUGACUGACAGUUCAAAGACAUCAAUCACUCUUGGGUGGACAAAGCCUACACAUGAUGGUGGCGCUCCACUCAUUGGAUAUGUAGUUGAGCUCCGAGUCAGGGGUACAGGCAAGAAGGGAGAAGAUGGAUGGAAGAGGUGCAAUGUUGCUGCCCAGUUGACUGGAACAGAGUUUACAGUCACAAGUCUGGAUGAAAAUCUUGAAUAUGAAUUCCGUGUUUCUGCACAAAACCAGAUUGGCCUAAGCCAACCAACUAAUCUUGAGGGAGCUGUCUCACCACGGGAUAUCUUUGAAACUCCUGAAGUUGCUCUGGAUGCUGAGCUGAAGAAAGGUCUUACUGUUAGAGCUGGAUGCCCAAUAAGAUUAGUUGCAACUGUCAGGGGACGACCACCACCUAAAGUGCAAUGGAGGAGGAUGGGAAUUGAUAAUGUUGUCAAAAAGGGUCAUGUGGAUCUCAUUGACACAAUGACAUUCCUUGUAAUCUCUGAGACCACCCGUGAUGAUUCAGGCAAAUAUUCACUGACAGUAUCAAGCCCAGCAGGGGAAAAGGCAGUGUUCGUCAAUGUCAAAGUGCUUGACACACCUGGACCAGUGGUUGGCCUGGAGGCCACAGAUAUCACAAUGGUGUCUUGCAACCUCGCAUGGUCCCCACCUGAAAAUGAUGGUGGCAGUGAAGUAACUCAUUACAUCGUUGAGAAACGUGAAAUUGAUCGCAAGACUUGGGCAACUGUUAAAGCCAAUGUGGACAAGACAUCACUUAAAGUCAGCAAUCUUGUACCAGGAACAGAAUACUACUUCAGAGUCACAGCUGUAAAUCAGUAUGGUCCAGGUGUUCCAAGACCCACACCAAGAUCCAUUCUGGCAUCUGAUCCUAUCAGCAAACCUGACCCACCACAGAAGGUUGAUGUUUUGGAGAUUACUAAGAACAGUGCAAAGGUGGGAUGGGUGAAACCAAUGAGGGAUGGCGGAGCUAAGAUUGAUGGCUACAUAAUUGACUAUCUUGAGCUUCCUAAGCCCAAGCCUCCCAAGGAACCCGUAGUGGUUGAAGGUGAGGCAGAGCCUGGUGCUGAGCCUGCACCUCCACCGGUGCCUGUGAAGGAGGAGGAACAACCACAGGAAGAAAUGAAGGAAGAAUGGACACCAUAUACCGUUGUCAAAGAUUUAUGCAUCUCUGUUGCUGGGCUGAAAGAGGGAAGGAAAUAUCGCUUCAGAGUGGCUGCACGAAAUGCCAUGGGAGCUAGUCUUCCUACUGAAACAAGAGAAGCAUAUGAGAUCAAAGAACAAAUGUUGGAGCCCAAGGUUAUCUUGCCUGAGACUGUCACUGCAAAGGCAGGAGCAAAGGUGAGAGUUGAGGCACUUGUAUCUGGAAAACCAGCGCCUGUGUGCCAGUGGAAACGAGGAGAGGAUAACGUUGUGCCUUCAAGUCGCCUUGCAGUACACAAAUCCCAAAACAUGUGUGUGCUCAUCAUAAAGGAUGUUUCAAGAACAGACAGUGGUCAAUAUAGCCUUGUUGCAGAGAACUCUUCAGGCAAAGUGGAACAAGUUAUGAAAGUUAUUAUUAGAGACAUCCCUGGACCACCUGAGCCUCCAUUUGAAAUCAGUGACAUUGACUCUGACGCCUGCACACUAUCUUGGAAUAAGCCACUUGAAGAUGGUGGUAGUAAUAUCACUAACUAUGUGGUUGAGAAAUGUGAUGUGAGCAGAGGUGACUGGGUUACUGCUGUUUCCAGCUGUGGCAAGACUGGGUGUAGACUUGGAAAACUCAUUCCUGGAAAGGAGUAUAUCUUCCGUGUCCGUGCAGAGAACCGUUUUGGCAUUUCAGACCCGAUUACUUCUGAGAGGAUGAUAGCUAAAUUCCCCUUCGAUGUUCCUGGUGAACCUUUGAACUGUUGCAUCACAAAAACAAACAAGGACUGCAUGUUUGUGGCUUGGGAUAAGCCUGAGUCUGAUGGUGGCAGUCCUAUUACUGGAUACUACAUUGAGCGCAAAGAGAGGAACAGCCUCCUUUGGGUUAAAGCAAAUGAUUCAGUGGUUCGCACAACAGAAUAUCCUUGUGCUGGUCUAAUUGAAGGUCUGGAAUACACUUUCAGAGUGUCUGCCAUUAAUCGUGCAGGACAGGGUAAGCCAAGCAAGAAGACUGAUUUUGUCACAGCAAGAACACCAGUGGAUGCACCAGGCAAACCAGAGGUACUUGAUGUGACCAAGAAUACAGUUACAUUGGUUUGGACCCGACCAAAGAAUGAUGGUGGAAGCAAGAUAAUUGGAUACUAUGUUGAAGCUUUGAAGCUUCCUGGAGACCAGUGGGUGCGAUGCAACACAAGCAGUCAGAAUGUACCUCGGGAAGAGUACACUGUAGCUGGAUUGGAGGAGGGUGCCCAGUACCAAUUUAGGGUUAUUGCAAAAACAGCAGUUAACAUUAGCAGGCCAUCUGAAGUCUCUGAUCCUGUUCUGGUAUCUGCAGAAAAUGUACCACCUCGUAUAGAACUUGCGAUCCAAAUGAAGAAGAUGUUGCCAAAGAAAGCAGGGUCAGAUGUUUGCCUUGAGGCUGAAGUUUUUGGCAAACCAAUGCCGAAGGUCACAUGGAGCAAAGAUGGAAAGGUUUUAAAGGAUGAUAAAGACAUGACGUUGUCACAAAAGAAACACCUUUUCUCUCUGAGCCUUGCCGCAGUUACAAAACUUCACACAGGGCAAUACAGUAUUCUUGCUGAAAAUGCAAGUGGUUCUAAGACUGCAGACAUACAGCUCACAGUUUUGGACAUACCUGGUCCACCUGCCUCUAUCAAAUUGGAAGAGGUGUUUUCUGAUCGUGUGAAGUUAAGCUGGACAGCUCCUCUUACAGACGGUGGUUCUCCAAUUACAAAUUACAUUGUGGAUAAGCGUGAAACAAGUAGGGCAAACUGGGCCCAAGUUUCUGCUAAAGUCAGUGGUGAUGUAACUGAAUUCUCUGUGGAGAAGCUGAUCAUGGGUCAUGAGUACCAGUUCCGUGUUCGUGCUGAAAAUCGAUAUGGAGCUGGUGAUGCCAUUUUGUCAGAUCCAGUUGUUGCACGAGAUCCUUUCACUGUUCCUGGAGCGUGUGAUCCACCAGUCAUUACAAACAUUACAAAAGAGAAAAUGACUGUGAGCUGGAAGGAACCCACUGAUGACGGCAACUCUCCAAUCCUCGGAUACAUGCUUGAGAAGCGUGAGACCAAGGAAAUUAACUGGACCAAACUCAACAGGAAACCUUUGCUGGAAAGAACACUUGAAGUUGGAGGUCUUUCUGAGGGCGUUCAGUAUGAAUUCAGAGUUAUUGCUGUCAACAGAGCUGGCCUUGGCAAACCCAGCGAGCCAUCAAAUGCUGCUGCUGCAGUUGAUCCUAUUCAUCCCCCUGGACCACCCGUCUCCCCCAAGGUCACUGACACAAGUAACAGCACUAUUAGUGUAUCUUGGACUAAACCUGCAAAUGAUGGCGGAAGUGAAAUUUUGGGAUACCUUGUUGAAUGCAAGAGAACCGAUGCAACAGACUGGAUCCGAUGCAAUGUCCCAAAGAACCUACAGGACACACACUAUGUUGUCACUGGACUUUUGGAGAAAUCAGAAUACCAACUUCGCGUCAGUGCUGUGAACAAAGUUGGCUUUAGUCAGCCAUGUGAAGUCCCAGACAAACAUGUUGCAAAGGAUGUGUUUGCUCCACCUGAAGCUGAAAUUGAUGCAAAGCUGAAGGAUACAUUAGUUCUACCGGCUGGUGCUUCAAUGAAACUUCAUGCUAAAAUUAAAGGUCGACCUACUCCAAAAGUAACCUGGGCCAAAAUGAACACCAACAUCAAAAACAGACAAGGAAUUAUCAUCAAAGUCACAGACACUGACACAAUGGUCCGUGUUGAUAGGGUGACUCGAAAUGAUGCAGGAAAAUACAUUCUCAACCUUGACAGUGUCAGCGGCAUGAAGAUGUACACAAUUGUUGUCAAAGUUCUUGAUACCCCUGGCCCACCACUAAACCUAAUGGUGAAAGAGACAACAAAGGAUAGUGCAUCCAUUCUUUGGGAUGAACCACUAAUUGAUGGCGGAAGUGAAAUUAUAGGUUAUGUUGUAGAAAAACGUGAUGCAGAGAGAAAAGCAUGGUCCACCGUUUCAAUCAGCUGUGACAAAACAUCUUUCAAGAUCGAAGGCCUGGAAGCUGGUAGAUCUUACUGUUUUAGAGUCAAGGCUCAAAAUAAGUAUGGUAUUGGUGAACCUUGUGAAACAGCAGAUGCUGUCAGAGCCUCUGAACAACCUGGGCCAGUCAUGGAUUUUAAGCCAUUGCUAGUAACCAGGGAUUCAUGCACUCUUUCUUGGAAGAAACCUAUUAGUGAUGGUGGAAGUCGAAUCAUUGCAUAUGUGCUUGAGGUUCUUAAUGGUGAGGACAAGUGGAAGGAGCUUCUAAGAUCAAAGAACAUGCAAUACAGUGCCAAAGAUCUUGUUGAAGGAAGGGAAUACAAAUACAGAGUAAGGGCCACAAAUGAUGCGGGUGAUGGUCCAGUGAAGGAGCUCUCCAUUGUAGCAAAGGAUCUUAUUGUUUAUCCCAGCUGUGAUUUAAGAGAUUUGCCUAACUUAAACUACAUUGCAAAAGAAGGAAGCAAUGUCCGCCUCAAGAUUCCCAUCAUUGGUAAACCUGCCCCAACAGUCUCGUGGAAGAAGGGCGAGGAUGAGAAUUUGACAGACACAGGAAGAGUUUGUGUGGAAUCUACUGCUGUUAAUACAACUCUUUUGAUUCGUGACUGCCAAAGAAGCGAUGCCUCAAAAUACACUAUCACUCUUCGUAAUAGUGCUGGAUCAAAGGAAUCCUCUAUCUUUGUCAGAGUUGUUGGCAAACCAGGAAUAUGUACAGGACCUAUCAAGUUUAAGGAAGUAACAGCUGAUGGAGCUACCUUGAAAUGGGGUGUUCCAAAAGAUGAUGGAGGAUCAGAAAUUACUAACUACAUUCUCGAGAAGCGGGACUCCAUUACCAAUAUGUGGGUGACUGUUUCCUCAGCGGUGGAAAGUAACACUUUUAGAGUGUCUGGUCUUCAUGAGGGAACAGAAUAUAUCUUCAGAGUUUCUGCAGAAAACAAAUAUGGAGUUGGUGAGGGUCUCAAGUCUGAACCUAUGAUUGCUAAACAUCCAUUCAAUGUGCCAGAUUCACCACCUGCACCACAAAUCAUGAGCAUGCUUCAUGAUUCAGCUACCUUGGCUUGGUCAGAUCCAAGGAAAACUGGAGGUUCACCAAUUACAGGUUAUCAUGUUGAAUUCAAGGAAAGAAACAGCAUGUUGUGGAAGAGAGCUAACCCAGCACCUUUAAAAAUGAAAGAUUUCAAAGUAAAGGGUUUAACUGAAGGCCUGGAGUAUGAAUUCAGAGUGAUGGCAAUAAAUUUGGCUGGUGUUGGUAAGCCUAGUCCUCCAACUCAGCCAAUGGUAGCCUUGGACGCUAUUGAUCCUCCUGGUAAACCCGAUGUGAUCAGCAUCACAAGGAGCACUGUAACGCUGCAGUGGACUGAACCUGAGUAUGAUGGUGGACACAGGCUUACAGGCUACAUUGUUGAGAGACGUGACCUUCCUGCGAAGGUCUGGGUGAAAGCCAACACUGUAAAUGUUGUGGAAUGUGCAUAUACGGUGACUGACUUGCAGGAAGGUUGCAAGUUUGAAUUCAGAAUCAGAGCAAAGAACGCAGCUGGAGCAAUAAGUGCACCAUCCGAACAAACCGACACUCUUGUAUGCAUGGAUGAAUAUGCGGCACCAACAAUUAUCAUUGAUCCAACUGUAAAGGAAGGACUGACUGUUAGAGCUGGAGACACAAUUGUCAUUACAGCAACAAGUAUUUUAGGCAAACCUACCCCAACUUCAGCCUGGUCAAAGGGAGGGAAGUACUUCAAGCCAUCAGAUAUAUGCCAGAUUGAAACUACUCCUACCUCCUCUACUUUGUCUAUCAAAUAUGCUAGCAGGAAGGAUUCAGGGGAGUACACUAUUACAGCAAGCAAUCCAUUUGGUGUCAAAGAAGAGAAUGUGAAAGUAAAGGUUUUGGAUGUUCCUGGACCCCCUGGACCAAUUGAGGCGAGUGGAAUCUCAUCUGAAAAAGUCACUUUGACUUGGACACCACCUCAUGAAGAUGGUGGAUCUGCAAUUAAGCAUUACCUUUUAGAGAAGAGGGAAACAAGCCGUCUUCUUUGGACCAUUCUUGCUGAAAAUGUUGUUGACUGCCAUUUCGUGGCAAAUAAACUAAUCCAAGGGAAUGAAUAUAUCUUCCGUGUCUCAGCUGUCAACCACACUGGAGCUGGUGAUUUUUCACAUUCAGAGCCAGUAAAGAUGGUAGAUAAUUAUGGUCCUCCAGGGCCUCCUGCAAGACCAGAGGUAGAAAAUGUUGGAGGAAAAACUGCUACUAUUACAUGGAAGAGACCGGCUGAUGAUGGCGGCAGUGAUAUCACUGGUUACAUGGUUGAGAAGAAGGAAAAGAAAGGCAUGAGGUGGUCAAGAGCAUCAAAGAAAGUAAUUCUUGACCUACAUUUUGAAGUACAAGGACUUACUGAAGGAGUUGAAUAUCAAUUCAGAGUAACAGCCGAGAACAAGGCUGGCUUUGGAGAACCCAGUGAGCCAUCUCAACCUGUUACAACAAAGGUCAUGGCAGAUGUACCUGGACCCCCAGUCAACCCAAGAGUCACUGAUACAACAAAGACCACAGCAGAACUUCACUGGGGCAAACCCCUUGAUGAUGGUGGCAUGGAUGUUACUGGUUAUAUUGUUGAGCACAAAAAGGAUGGAGAAGAGGCAUGGGUGAAGGAUACAACUACACCUUUGAUAAUCACUGAAUUUGUUGUCCCUGGAUUGCAGGCUGGAGCCAAGUAUCAUUUCAGAAUUACCGCAAUGAAUGCAAUUGGAGUUGGGGAACCAGCACAAACAGUAGACCUUGUUGAAAUUAUUGAACGUGAAGAAAUUCCUGACCUGGAACUUGAUGCUGAAUUAAGAAGAACACUGGUUGUUAAGGCUGGAGGUUCUAUUCGCUUAUUUGUUCCAAUUAAAGGACGUCCAACUCCUACAGUGACUUGGACAAAGGAGGAGACUGCACUAAAAACUCGUGCAAUUAUUGACAAUACAGAGUCAUACACCCUUUUAGUCAUUCCCGAUUGCAACAGGCGUGAUGCUGGGAGGUAUGACUUAACAUUAGAGAAUGCAGCUGGAAAAAAGACUGCCUAUGUGAAUGUCAAAGUUUUGGAUUCCCCUGGGCCUCCUCUCAAUCUUAAGCCAAAAGCCAUUGACAGAGAAAGCAUUACACUGCAGUGGGAAAUGCCUCUUAUUGAUGGUGGUGCAAAGAUUACUAAUUAUAUCAUUGAAAAAAGAGAAGCUACUCGCAAGGCAUAUGCUACUGUGGUAACAAAAUGUGACACAUGUUCCAUUAGGAUUCCGAAUUUGUCAGAGGGCUCAGAGUACUACUUCAGAGUAUCUGCUGAAAAUGAAUUUGGAAUUGGGGAGGCAGUUGAAACCUCAGAUCCCAUUAGAGCAUCUCAAGCACCAACUCCACCUGAAAUGGUCACAAUUACUGAUGUUACCAAGAACUCAGUUAGUCUUGCAUGGACCAAACCAAAACAUGAUGGUGGAAGCAGAGUUACUGGGUAUGUUAUUGAGGCCCAGAAAAAAGGAACAGACCAGUGGACUCACGUGACCACUGUGAAGUCUCUUGAUUUUACUGUAAAGAAUUUAAAUGAGAAUGAAGAGUAUGUCUUCCGUGUAAUGGCUGUAAACCUAUCUGGCAGAAGCCAUCCUCGGGAAAGCAAGCAUGUUGUUAUAAGAGAACAAAGCACAGAACCAGAAUUUGACCUGCGUGGUAUCUGUCAGAAGACAGUCAUAGCAAAGGCUGGGGAUGACAUAAAGGUUGAGGUGCCUGUAACUGGACGUCCUAAGCCAACAGUUUCCUGGCAGAAAGAAAAUCAAGCCCUGAAAUUAACACAACGGAUAAUGGUUGAAAAUACCUCUACGUCAACUAUCUUGAUCAUAAAUGAGUGUUUGAGAAGUGACAGUGGGGUAUACUCAAUGAUAGGAAAGAACAUAGUUGGCUCUGUUACAGAGAAUAUCAUAGUCAAAGUCCAUGAUGUCCCAGGACCACCUAAGGGACCAAUUAAAUUGGACAAAAUAUCUCGUACUUCCAUUGAGUUUUCAUGGGAUUCACCUGAAAAUGAUGGAGGUGUACCAAUUAACAACUAUGUUGUUGAAAUAAGGGAAACCACCAGCCAGUCAUGGGUAGAGCUGUCUUCAAUGAUCAUCAGAACUACAUAUAAAGCAACUCGACUAACCACAGGAGUGGAAUAUCAAUUCCGUGUCAAGGCCAAAAACAGAUAUGGUGCAGGACCCCCAAUUACUUCAGAAGCCGUGGUUGCUGCAUACCCUUUUAAGGUACCUGGACCACCAGGUACUCCCAAAGUUGUUGCGUUCACUAAGGACACAAUGACAAUUGGCUGGAAUGAGCCAGUUAAUGAUGGCGGAAGUGAAGUUAUUGGAUACCAUGUUGAAAGAAAAGAAAGGAACAGCAUUAUCUGGCAUAGGAUUAGCAAGGCUCUUGUGGUGGGAAACCUGUUCAAAACAUCUGGAUUAGAAUCUGGCUCUGCAUAUGAGUUCCGAGUGAUGGCUGAAAAUAUAGCUGGAAUAGGGAAACCAAGCAAGGCAUCUGAACCAAUGCUUGCUCUUGAUCCAGUGGAUCCACCUGGUCAGCCUGUACCAAUACAUGUGUCUAAAAAUGCAAUAACUAUUCAGUGGACAAAGCCUGAAUAUGAUGGUGGGUUUAAGAUUACUGGUUACAUUGUGGAAAAGCGAGAUGUACCAUCUGGACGCUGGAUAAGGGCCAACUUCACAAACAUUAUUGAAACCACUUUCACAGUUAGUGGUUUAACGAAAGAAGCAUCCUAUGAAUUCCGUGUAUUUGCAAGAAAUUCGGCUGGUGCCAUUAGCAAUCCAUCAGACCCAUCAGAUCCAAUAAUUUGUAAAGAUGAUAUUGAAGAGCCAAGAAUUAUGGUAGAUGCCAAAUUCAAGGAUGUUGUGCUUGUUAGAGCAGGUGAAGUCUUCAAACUUGAUGCUGAUGUUGCAGGCCUACCACUGCCAUCUAUGGUUUGGACCAAAGAUGGAAAAGAUGUUGAAAACACAUCCAAACUACAGAUAAAAACGACAGACGUCAGCACUACUUUGGUUAACAAAGACUCUCUUAGAAAAGAUGGAGGUGAAUUUGUUCUGACAGCUACUAAUGUGGGUGGAUUUGCUAAACAUGUCUUCAAUGUUAAGGUUCUUGACAGACCAGGACCACCUGGAGGGCCUCUUAAAGUUUCAGAUAUUACAGCAGAGAAAUGUGUGCUUACAUGGGCUCCACCUGCAGAUGAUGGUGGGGCAAGCAUUGAACAUUAUGUGGUUGAAAAACGUGAGUCAAGCAGACUUGCUUGGACAAACGUAGCAACUGACUUGCAAGUUACCCAAUACCAGGUGACAAAGCUGCUCAAAGGGAAUGAAUACAUUUUUAGAGUCAUGGCUGUUAAUAAGUAUGGAGUUGGAGAUCCCCUUGAGUCUGAUCCAACAAUUGCAGACAAUCCUUAUGUUCCACCUGAUCCUCCACAAACUCCUGAGAUCACAGCUGUCACCAAGGAUUCAAUGGUGGUUUGCUGGGGAGCUCCUGCCCAUGAUGGUGGAAGUGAAAUCACUAACUAUGGCAUUGAAAGAAGAGAUAGGAUUAGUUUGCGCUGGGUAAAAUGCAACAAAAAGAAAGUUACUGACUUGCAUUUUAAGGUAACUGGGCUUGUUCCAGGGCAUGAAUAUGAAUUUAGAGUUGUUGCUGAGAAUGCAGCUGGAGUCAGUGCACCAAGCCCCUCAAGUCCAUUCGCAAAAGCCACAGAUGCUCUUUUCAAACCUGGUCCCCCUGGUAACCCAAGAAUUUUGGACACAACAAGUUCCUCCAUAACACUUGCAUGGAACAAACCAGUAUAUGACGGUGGCUCUGAAAUCACUGGGUAUAUUGUUGAGACAUGCCUCCCUGGAACUGAAGAGGAGGAAUGGACAAUUGUUUCUCCUAAAGAGGGACUGAAAGGAACAUCAUUUACAAUAACAAAUCUUAAAGAGAAUCAGGAAUAUAAAAUCAAUGUCUUAGCUUUUAACAGUGAGGGUGUUGGGGAAGCAGCGUCUGUUCCUGGUUCACCUAAAGCUGAAGAAAGACUUCUCCCACCAGAAAUUGACCUUGAUGCUGACCUUCGUAAAAUUGUAAAUAUCAGAGCCUGCAACACACUAAGACUUUUUGUGCCAAUCAGAGGAAGACCAGCUCCAGACGUCAAAUGGUCAAGAGAGAAUGAUGAACCUUUGGACAGAGCUACCAUUGAAAGUACAUCUUCUUUUACAUCGUUAGUGAUUCAAAAUGUAAAUAGGUUUGACAGUGGCAAAUAUAACUUGACAGUGGGGAACAGCUCUGGUACCAAGACAGUUUCCGUUACUGUUAGGGUUCUAGAUACACCUGGGGCACCACAAAACCUUAAAAUCAGCAAAGUUACUAAAGAAUCAGUUUCACUGGAAUGGGAUCCUCCAUUAAAUGAUGGUGGCACAAAGAUUAAGAACUACAUUGUUGAAAAGCGUGAGGCAACAAGAAAGGCCUAUACUACAGUUAAUGCUAUCUGUCACAAAACAGAAUGGACUGUUGAUCAACUUCAAGAAGGCUGCAACUACUACUUCAGAGUUCUUGCUGAAAAUGAGUAUGGCAUCGGUCUUCCUAUUGAAACUGGUGAAUCAGUCAAAGUGUCAGAGAAACCACUUCCACCAGGCAAGAUUACACUUCAAGAUGUUACAAAGACAAGUGUCACCUUGACUUGGGAGAAGCCUGAACAUGAUGGAGGAAGCAGAGUAGUUGCAUAUGUUGUAGAGAUGCAGAGUAAAGGCAGUGAUAAAUGGACACAAGCUGUGAUUGUAAAGGUUCCAGAGGCAGUUAUUCCUGGGCUUACUCCCGGUGAGGAGUAUAUGUUCCGUGUUUCAGCAAGAAAUGAAAAAGGCACCAGUGAUCCUCGGCAAAUUGGUGUGCCAGUGAUUGCCAAAGACCUUGUAAUUGCACCAUCUGCCAAGCUGUUAUUCUCAACAUUUAGUGUUCUUGCUGGAGAGGAUUUGACAAUAGAUAUUCCAUAUAUUGCUCGUCCCAAAGCUGCUGUAUCUUGGUUGAAAGAUGCUGUACCACUUAAACGAACCACCAGAGUUAACUUCUCUUCCACAGAGACCCUUUUGAAUCUUGUGAUCAAAGAAGCUUGUAGAGAUGAUGUUGGACAAUAUAGUAUCAAACUUUCAAACACAGCUGGUGAGAAAUUAGUGGAUAUUAGAGUUGUUGUUCUUGACAAACCUGGCCCACCUACUGGUCCAGUCAAAGUUGAAGAAGUAACAGCUGACAGUGUCACUAUUUCAUGGAAACCACCAGAGUAUGAUGGAGGCUGCACCAUUAGCAACUACUUAGUGGAAAAGAGAGACACAUCUACAACAAACUGGGUAGUUGUGGCAGCAAGUCUGGCUAGAACAAAGAUUAAAGCUGGAAGACUAAAAACAGGUUCUGAAUAUCAGUUCAGAAUCACUGCUGAGAACAGGUAUGGGAAGAGCCCUUUGCUUGUUUCGGAGUGUGUUAUUGCACAAUACCCAUACAAACUUCCAGGACCUCCUGGAACACCCUUUGUCCAUUCUUCUACCAAAGAUAGCAUGCUUGUGAUGUGGAAUGAACCAGUUAUUGAUGGAGGAAGCACAAUUUUGGGAUAUCACCUUGAACGUAAAGAGAGAAAUAGUAUUCUCUGGAUUAAACUCAACAAAACCAUAAUCCAGGACACAACUUAUAAGACCACAGGCCUUGAGGAAGGGCUUGAAUAUGAAUUCAGAGUGUAUGCAGAGAACAUUGUUGGUAUUGGAAAAGCAAGCAAAAUUUCAGAAGGCUGUGUUGCCAGAGAUCCUUGUGAUCCUCCUGGCACACCUGAGGCAGCUAAAAUCACAAAGAAUUCCAUUACAAUCACAUGGACUAAGCCUGAGUAUGAUGGUGGAAGCAAAGUCAUCGGUUAUAUUGUUGAGAAGAAGGAAUUGCCUGAAGGACGCUGGCUGAAGGCGAACUUCACCAAUGUCAUUGAGACAGAGUAUACUGCCACAGGUCUUGCAGAAGACCAGAAAUAUGAAUUCCGUGUGAUUGCAAGAAAUGCAGCUGGUGUUUUUAGUGGUCCUUCUUACAGCACAGGACCUAUUACUGCAAAGGAUGAGAUUGAACCACCCCGCAUCAGCAUAGAUCCACAAUACACCCAAACAAUUGUUGUAAAUGCAGGAGAAACAUUCAAGAUUGAUGCAGACGUUCAUGGUAAACCAGUCCCUACAAUUUACUGGAUGAAGAAAGAUCAAGAACUUGGAAACACUAUAUAUCGUGAAAUUAAAAACACUGACAACUAUGCCUGUUUGUCUGUAAAAGAGGCCAAACUUGCUGAUGGUGGCCAGUACACUCUGCUGCUAAGAAAUCCAGGAGGUGAGAAAGCUGUUCAAGUAAAUGUCAGUGUACUAGAUAAACCCGGAGCACCUGAGGGUCCCAUUUUCAUCACAGGGGUUACCUGCGAACAAUGCUGUCUUGCCUGGAAACCUCCAAAACAGGAUGGUGGAAGCAAGAUCACUCACUACAUUGUCGAAAGAAGGGAGUCUAGCAGACUUAUUUGGACUCUUGUUGAACCUAAAGUUGAAACUGAAAACUUGAAAGUAACAAAACUCCUUGAGGGAAAUGAAUACAUUUUCAGAGUUUUGCCAGUCAACAAAUUUGGAGUUGGAGAACCACUUCAGUCUGACCCAGUUACCAUAAAGGAUCCAUUUAUGCUUCCAGACGCUCCAAAGGGAAUAGAGGUGUCCAGUGUCAAGAAAGACUCAAUGGUCUUAAGUUGGGAGGCUCCCACAAGUGAUGGUGGCACUCCUAUCACUGGGUACGUCAUUGAAAAACAUGACAAGGAAGGUGUUAGAUGGACCAGAUGCAACAGACAAAAGGUUACUGAUCUAACCUUCAAAGUUUCUGGACUCCUUGAAGGACAUCUCUAUGAAUUCAGAGUGGCAGCUGAGAAUGCUGUUGGGGUGGGGGAGUCUAGUUCAGCAACAGUAUUCUAUAAGGCUGUAGAUCCUGUGUUCAAGCCAGGUCCACCACAUAAUCCUAAAGUGACAGACACAACCAAAUCAUCUGUGUCACUUGCAUGGGGGAAGCCUAUUUAUGAUGGUGGAUGUGAAAUUCAAGCAUAUGUUGUUGAGUCAUGUAAGGUAAAAUCACCAGUGGAAGAAAGAAAGGAAGGAAAAGAAUCUGAGGAUGGAGUAGCUGCUGAAGAAUGGACAAUGUGCACCCCACCAACAGGUGUUAAGUUAACACGCUUUACAGUGGAAAAUCUAAAAGAAAAACAGGGAUAUAAAUUUAGGGUUUGUGCAGUUAACAAGGCUGGUGUUGGUGAGCAUGCAGAUAUUCCUGGUGACAUUCUUCCAGAGGACAGGACUGAGGAACCAGAUCUUGAUAUUGAUCCUGAGUUCAGAAAGCUUGUAAUUAUUAAAGCAGGAGGACCUCUUCGAAUUUUCAUUCCCAUCAGAGGGCGUCCUGUUCCACAAAUUAAAUGGGAGAAAGAUGAAGGCCCUAUCAAAGAGACAGUGCAAGUUGAGGUUACAAGUAGUCACACUUCCCUUGUGAUUGAUAAAGUCAACAGAUCGGACAGCGGAAAGUACACUGUGUAUGCAGAAAACUCCUCUGGUGUAAAGACUGCAACCAUCACUGUGAAAAUUCUUGACACACCUAGUGCUCCAGUUAACAUUAAAGUGCAAGAAAUUACAAAAGAAUCUGUCACUCUUUCGUGGGAACCUCCUGCCUUGGAUGGUGGAGCUAAGAUCAAAAAUUAUAUUGUUGAGAAGCGUGAAACUAUAAGAAAAACCUUCUCUGCUGUUGUAACAAACUGCCAUAAACUAUCAUGGAAAAUUGAACCACUUCAAGAGGGCUGUAGUUACUAUUUCAGAGUUCUUGCAGAAAAUGAACAUGGUAUUGGGUUACCUGCAGAUAUUACAGAUCCAAUAAAAGUAUCUGAAGUGCCCCAGUGCCCUGGUAAAUUAACUGUUGUAGAUGUUACAAAAACAAGUGUCUCUCUUGCUUGGGAAAAACCAGUGCAUGACGGUGGAAGUAGAAUUCUUCAGUACCUUGUUGAAAUGCAAGUGAAAGGCAGUGACAAGUGGUCUGGUUGUGCUAAUGUGAAAACAUUAGAAGCUGUUAUUAAUAACUUAAACUCUGGCGAAGAGUACAUGUUCAGAGUAAUUGCUGUCAAUGAAAAAGGAAAGAGUGACCCAAGAACUCUUGCAGUCCCAGUGCAAGCAAAGGAUCUUGUCAUUGAACCAGAUGUUAGACCUGCAUUUAGCAACUACAGUGUUCUCGUGGGAAAGGACCUUCAAGUUGAAAUUCCAGUUUCUGGACGCCCUAAACCAAAAGUCACAUGGACAAAGGAUGGUGCAGCCCUUAAAUUCACAACAAGAGUGAACAUUUCUAAUACACCACACAGCACAAUUCUUAGUAUCAAAGAAGCUGCCAGAGAGGAUGGUGGCAUGUACGGAAUUAAUGUUUCCAAUGUUGUUGGGAAAAAGGAUGCCACAAUUGAAAUUAUCACCCUUGAUAAACCAGGACCACCAUCUGGCCCUGUAAGAUUUAAUGAGAUAACAGUAUCAAGUGUUACAUUGUCAUGGGAUCCACCAAAAUACACUGGAGGUUGCUCAGUUUCAAACUACAUCGUACAAAAGAGAGACACAACCACCACUACGUGGGAGAAUGUUUCUGUCUCAGUGGCAAGAACAACACUGAAGGUACCCAGACUGAAAACUGGUGCUGAGUAUCAAUUCAGAAUUAUUGCUCAAAACAGAUAUGGCAAGAGUUAUGCUUUAGACUCUCCAGCUGUUGUUGCUCAAUACCCAUAUAGAGAACCGGGCCCACCUGGAACUCCAUUUGUGUCAUCCUUGUCAAGAGAUCAUAUGGUCGUUGAGUGGCACGAACCAGUUUCAGAUGGAGGCAGCAGCAUUAUUGGAUACCAUCUUGAAAGGAAAGAGAGAAAUAGCAUCCUCUGGACCAAGAUAAACAAGACACUCAUUCAGGAAACAAGAUUUAAAACCAGUCCGCUAGAAGAAGGGAUGGAAUAUGAAUUUAGAGUCUAUGGUGAAAAUAUUGUUGGCAUUGGCAGAUGCAGUAAAAUCUCAGAGGGUUAUGUAGCCCGGGAUCCAUGUGAUCCACCUGGUACUCCAGAAGCUCUGCAUGUUAGUAAAAAUUCAAUAACAAUCCAAUGGACAAAGCCAGAAUAUGAUGGAGGAAGUGUUAUAACUGGUUAUACUGUUGAGAAGCGUGAUCUGCCAGAGGGUCGCUGGAUGAAAGCUAGUUUUACCAAUGUGAUUGAAACCCAAUUUACUGUCACUGGACUCACAGAGGGAGCAAAAUAUGACUUCAGAGUAAUUGCAAAGAAUGCUGUUGGCACUAUUAGUAAACCAUCCUUUAACAGUGGACCUAUUGUUGCACUGGAUGAAGUGGAGCCACCCAAGUUUUCAAUUGACCCUGAAUACACUCAGACUCUUAUUAUGAAUGCUGGGGAUACAUUUAAAAUUGAUGCAGAUGUCCAUGGCAAACCAAUUCCUACAAUGCAGUGGUUCAAAGGUGACAAGGAAAUUGAAAACACAAUCCGAUGUGAAAUCAAGAAUACUGACACUAGAGCUAUGAUUGUCAUAAAGGAUGCACUCAGACAGGAUGGUGGCGACUAUACUCUUCAACUCACUAACGUUGCUGGCUCACAAAUUGUUUCAUUCCAUGUGAAAGUACUAGACAAACCCAGUCCACCAGAAGGGCCUCUUCAUGUCACAGGAGUAUCAAGUGAUAAAUGCACACUGUCAUGGCGCCCCCCACAACAUGACGGAGGAAGUGCAAUCACCCAUUAUAUUAUUGAAAGACGUGAAACAAGUCGUCUAGCUUGGACUAUGGUCUCUACUAAUUGUAAAUCUACAAUAUAUAAAGUGACAAGCCUUCUUGAAGGCAACGAAUAUAUGUUCCGUGUCACGGCUGUCAACAGUUAUGGUGUUAGUGAGCCAAUCAGUUCUCCAUCUGUAAUAAUGAAGGAUCCAUUUGUAGCACCCGGAUCACCACAAAUUCUGGAGGUGACUAACAUUGCUCGGGAUUCUAUGACCAUAUGCUGGAGUGCUCCAGAGACAGAUGGUGGAAGUGAAAUUGUUGGAUAUAUUGUUGAAAAGAAAGAUCGGUCUGGAAUUAAAUGGACCAGAUGCAACAGACAGAAAGUUACUGAUGUAUGUUUCAGAGCACAAGGCCUGAUAGAGGAUCAUGAGUAUGAGUUCAGAGUAUCAGCUGAAAAUGCAGCUGGAAUCAGUGAACCCAGUUUACCAACAUCAUACUAUAAAGCUUCUGAUCCUAAAUAUAAACCUGGCCCACCCACAAAUGCGCAUGUGAUCGACACAACAAAGAGCUCUAUUUCAGUGGCAUGGGGAAAGCCUCUUAAUGAUGGUGGAAGUGCAAUUCAAGGAUAUAUUGUUGAAAUAUGCAAAGCUGAGGAGGAGGAAUGGUCUAUGUGCACUCCACCAACUGGUCUGCGUGUUAAUAAAUUUGAAAUUACCAAAUUAACAGAACAGCAAGAAUAUAAGAUUCAGAUAUGUGCCAUAAAUAAACUGGGUGUUGGUGAGCCUGCAGUUAUUCCCGGGACUGUCAAACCAGAGGACAAACUUGAAGCUCCUGAAAUUCACCUUGAUUCAGAGCUGAGGAAAGGCAUAGUUGUUCGUGCUGGAGGAUCAGUUAGAAUUAAUGUGCCUUUCAAGGGGAGACCAAUACCUGAGAUUAAAUGGACUAAAGAUGAAGGAGAGCUGUCAGAGAAGGCAGUGAUUGAGAAGGGUCUAAACUUCACACAACUUUCAAUUGAUUCCUGUGACAGAAAGGAUUCUGGAAAAUACACUCUUACCCUGCAAAACAGCAGUGGUUCUGUGUCUGAAUUUGUGGCAGUGAAAGUAUUAGAUACACCUGGAGCUCCUCAGAACCUAGUAGUUAAAGACCUUAAGAAAGACUCUGUUACACUUGUUUGGGAUGCACCACUUAUUGAUGGAGGUGCAAAAAUCAAGAAUUAUGUUGUUGAUAAACGUGAAUCCACAAGGAAAGCAUAUGCCAAUGUUACAGCCAAGUGUAGCAAGACUAGCUUCAAAGUGGAAAAUCUUGCAGAAGGGGCCAUGUACUACUUUAGAGUUAUGGCUGAAAAUGAAUUCGGAAUUGGCUUACCAGUUGAAACAAAGACUGCUUCAAAGGCCUCUGAAGUACCCCUGCCAGUUGGAAAGGUGUUGUUGACUGAUGUGACGAAAGCCAGUGCAUCUCUAGCCUGGGAAAAACCAGAGCAUGAUGGUGGAAGCAGGAUUGUAGGUUAUUUGAUUGAAAUGCAACCCAAAGGAACAGAUAAAUGGGGUGUAGCAACAUCUGUCAAAACAUGUGAAGGCACUGUCACUGGACUAACAGCUGGCCAAGAAUAUCUGUUCCGUGUUCUUGCAUACAAUGAGAAAGGAAAGAGUGAGCCAAAACUCCUUGCUGCUCCUGUAAUUGCCAACGACUUAACAAUCGAACCAAGUCUGAAAGUACAAUUCAGUACAUAUAGUGUCAAAUCUGGUGAUGAUCUCAAACUGGAAAUACCAGUUUUUGGACGUCCCAAGCCAAAAGUUACUUGGAUGAAGGAUGGACAAACCCUUAAAGUGACAUCUAGAAUAAGCACUUCAAACACACCAACCUCAGCGAUUUUGCAGAUUACUGAGGCCAAUAAAGAUGACCUUGGAAAGUAUGCAAUUACUGCAACAAACAGUGCUGGUGCUGUUACAGAAGAAAUUGGAAUCAUUAUACUUGAUAAGCCUGGACCGCCAACAGGCCCUAUUAAGGUUAAUGAAGUCAGUAAUAGCUUUGUCACAAUUUCAUGGGAACCACCAUCCUACACAGGAGGCUGCCAAGUUAAGCAUUACAUUGUUGAAAAGCGAGACACCACUACGACAACAUGGGAGAUGGUAGCUGGAUCAGUUGCCAGAACAUCCCUUAAAAUAACAAAACUAAAAACUGGCGCUGAGUACCAAUUCAGAGUCUUUGCUGAAAACAGAUAUGGUAAGAGUACUUCUUUGGAGUCAAAGGCAGUUGUUGUUCAGUAUCCUUAUAAACCUCCAGGGCCACCUGGAACUCCAUAUGUCAAGUCUGCCACUAAGGAUCAAAUGAUAAUUGAGUGGAAUGAGCCUGUCAAUGAUGGUGGAAGCGCAGUAAUUGGCUAUCAUCUAGAAAGCAAAGAACGAACUAGCAUCCUGUGGACAAAGCUGAACAAGACUCUCAUUACCGAUACCAUGUUUAAGAUCUGCAAUCUAGAAGAAGGAAUUGGAUAUGAAUUCAGGGUGUAUGCAGAGAACAUUGUUGGUAUUGGCAGAGCCAGUAAGGUUUCAGAGAGUUUUGUUGCUCGUGAUCCAUGUGACCCACCUGGUACUCCAGAAGCCGUUACUAUCUCGAAGAACCAUGUGGUAAUUCAGUGGACAAAGCCUCAAUAUGAUGGUGGCAGCAAAGUGACAGGAUACAUUGUUGAAAAGAGAGACUUGCCUCAAGGCCACUGGAUGAGGGUUAACUUCACUAAUGUGAUUGAGACUGAAUUUGCGAUUACUGGCUUAACAGUAGACCAACAAUAUGAAUUUAGAGUAAUUGCAAGAAAUGCUGCUGGUAUUUUCAGCGAACCAUCUGACAGCACUGGACCAAUUACUGCAAAAGAUGAAAUUGAACCUCCAAGUGCUUCAGUUGAUCCUAAGUACAAGGAUGUCAUUGUCAUUAAUGCUGGAGAGAAUUUAGUUCUUGAAGCAGACAUCCAUGGAAAACCCAUUCCUGAUGUCCAGUGGUUGAAAGAAGGAAAGGAAAUGGAUAAAGCAUUGCGCAUUGAAGUAAAAACAACCCAGAAAUGUGCCUCUAUUACGAUUAAGGACUGCACACGAUUAGACAGUGGCCAUUAUGAUCUUGUAUUAACCAACAGUGGUGGAACUAAAACAAUCCCAAUCACUGUAAGAGUACUUGAUAGACCAGGCCCGCCCACUGGACCACUACGUGUAUUUGGCAUCAUGUCUGAUAAAUGUGACCUGUUCUGGACUGAGCCUUCCCAAGAUGGUGGUGCUAAUAUUUCUCACUACAUUGUUGAAAAAAGAGAAACAAGUAGGUUAUCAUGGACUUUGGUUGAUGCCAAUAUUCAAGCUACCAGUUAUAAAGUGACAAAGCUCUUGAGAGGUGAUGAAUAUAUUUUCAGAGUUAUGGCCAUUAAUAAAUAUGGCAUUAGUGACCCUCUGGAAUCUGAGGCAAUAAUUGCCCGCAACCCAUUUACUCCACCAAGCAAACCAUCAACACCAGAAGCAAGUGAUAUAACCAAGGAUUCAAUGGUUCUAUCAUGGAAUGCCCCAGACAGUGAUGGUGGAACAGAAAUUAUUGGUUACCACUUGGAGAAACGUGACAAAGAUGGUGUGAGAUGGACCAAAUGUAAUAGACAGAAGCUUACCGACUUGCAUUUCAAAGUGACUGGUCUUUCAGAGGGGCAUUUCUAUGAAUUCCGUGUGGCUGCUGAGAAUGAAGCUGGUGUGGGUGAAUUGAGUGACUUAUCUCUGUUUUACAGAGCAGUAAAUGCCACAACUCCCCCUGGUCCACCACACCAUCCUAAAGUGACAGAUCACACAAGCUCAUCUGUGUCCCUGGCUUGGGGCAAACCAGCCAAUGAUGGUGGUGCAUACAUUAAAGGUUACAUUGUUGAGAUGAAAGAAGUUUCUGCAGAAGAAUGGACCAUAUGCACACCUCCAACUGGUUUACAAGCAACACGCUUAACAGUGGAAAAACUUAAGGAAAAUGCAGAAUAUAACUUCCGUGUUUGUGCCAUUAAUUCAGAGGGAGUGGGUGAACCUGCUGAUGUUCAUGGCUCUGUGAUUGCAGCUGAAAAAAUUGAAGCACCAGAGAUUGAACUUGAUGCUGACCUUAGGAAAGUUGUCUCUGUCCGUGCAGGUGGAUCACUUCGUCUGUUCAUUACAAUUCGUGGCAGACCUGAACCAUCUGUCAAAUGGGAGAAAGAAGAGAGUGCUUUAACUGAGCGUGCAAUAACUGAGUCCACUAGUUCAUAUACCAUGCUUGUGAUAGACAAUGUCAAUAGAUUUGACAGUGGGAAAUACAUCCUUUCUCUUGAAAAUAAGAGUGGCACAAAAUCAGCAUUUGUGAAUGUAAGGGUGCUUGAUUCACCAAGCGCACCCCAGAAUUUUGAAGUCAAAGAUGUUAAGAAAGACUCAGUGACUCUCUGUUGGGAUCCUCCUCUUACUGAUGGUGGAGCCAAAAUAACCAACUACAUUGUGGAAAAGCGAGAAUCAACAAGAAAAGCAUACGCAACUGUCACAAGUAACUGUACACAAAAUUUCUUCAAAAUAGAAGAGCUACAAGAGGGAGGAAUUUUCUACUUCCGAGUAUGUGCUGUUAAUGAGUAUGGUAUUGGUGUCAUGGUAGAAACAAAGAAUCCAGUAAAAGUUGCUCAGGUACCUAUGCCUCCAGGAAAAGUGACUCUUGUGGAUGUUACCAAAAACAGUGUAACACUUACUUGGGUGAAACCUGCACAUGAUGGUGGCAGUAAAGUCAUUUGUUACAAUGUAGAGAUGCAGCCAAAAGGCACUGAUAAAUGGGGUGUGUGCUGCACAGUGAAAGUUCCAGAGGCUACUGUUUCCAACCUAACUCCUGGUGAAGCAUACUCUUUUAGGGUAAUUGCACUGAAUGAGAAAGGCAAGAGUGAACCUCAAGAACUUGGGGUACCUGUGCACGCUAAAGACAUAGAGAUAGAACCCUCGGUUAGUCUGCUCUUUAAUACUUACAGUGUUAAGGCUGGAGAUGAUCUCACUGUUGAAGUUCCAGUAAGAGGCAGACCUAAACCAGUGGUUUCAUGGAAGAAAGAUGGCCUUCCUCUCAAGCAAACAACCUCUCUCACAGUAAUUAAUACCAUGGUAUCAAGCAAGAUUGUCAUCAAGGAAGCUGCCAUUGACCAUGUUGGAAAAUAUGAAAUAACUCUUGCAAAUACAGCAGGCACCUUUUCUACAGAUAUCAACAUAGUGGUUCUUGACAAACCAGGUCCACCAGCUUCAGUAAAGGUUGAUGCUGUAACUGCUGACAGCAUUACACUAUCAUGGACUCCCCCUGAAUAUGAUGGUGGUUGCUCCAUCAAUAACUACAUUGUUGAGAAAAGAGACACUAACACAACAGUGUGGCAGAUUGUGUCAACAAAUGUUGCCAGAAAUUCAAUCAAGGUUUCUCGACUGACACACGGUUCUGAAUAUCAAUUCCGAAUAUAUGCAGUGAACCGCUAUGGAAAGAGUAAGCCCAUUGACUCUCCUGGAAUCACUGCAGAAUAUACAUUCAAACAGCCUGGGCCACCUGCUACCCCCCGGGUGGCUCAUGCCACAAAGGCCUUUAUGCUUGUCACAUGGAAUGAACCAGUCAAUGAUGGUGGUAGCACAGUUCUUGGAUAUCAUUUGGAACGCAAGGAGAGAAGCAGUAUUCUGUGGACAAAGAUGAACAGGGCUCUUAUCAAAGAUACCGAAUUUAAAGUAACUGGUCUCGAAGAGGGCAUGUUCUAUGAGUACCGUGUGUAUGCUGAAAACAUUGCUGGUAUUGGAAAGGUGAGCAAGGUCAGCGAAGCUGUAGCUGCCAGAGAUCCUUGUGAUCCUCCUGGUCAACCCGUGGUUACAAGCAUUUCUAGAUCUUCUGUAUCUCUCUCUUGGACAAAGCCUGAGUAUGAUGGAGGAGCCAAAGUUACUGGUUACAUCAUUGAACGUAGAGAUCUUCCCGAGGGUCGCUGGAUGAGGUGCAACUUCACCAAUAUUGCUGAAACAUACUUUGAUGUUACUGGUCUUACUCAAGAUCAACAAUAUGAUUUCCGCAUCACUGCAAAGAAUGCUGCUGGUCUGUUCAGUGAACCGUCUGAUAAUACAGGACCCAUCACUGUAAAAGAUGAUGUCGAUCCACCACGGAUUAUGAUGGAUGUGAAGUUCAGAGAUACUGUGAUUGUGAAAGCAGGAGAGACCCUGAAGAUUAAUGCUGACAUUGCUGGACGUCCACUACCAGUGGCAUCAUGGUCAAAGGAUGGAAAGGAGAUUGAACUCAAAGCAAGAAUUCAGAUAUCUGCAACAGAUAAUAGCACUAUGAUAAUAGUCAAAGACUGUAAAAGGAGUGAUUCUGGACAGUAUGCCUUAACAUUACAGAAUGCUGCUGGAACAGUAACAACACCAGUGAAUUGUGUGAUCCUUGAUAAACCAGGACCCUCGGCAGGACCAUUGUCAGUCACUGACCUUACAGCAGAAACCUGCACAUUGUCAUGGGGACCGCCACAAGAAAUCGGUGGUGCAGAAAUCACUCAUUAUGUUGUUCAGAAAAGAGAGACCAGCAGUUUGGCAUGGACAGUUGUACAAGGAGAGGUGAAAACUAGAACAUGCAAAGUAACAAAACUCCUCAAAGGCAAUGAAUAUAUCUUCAGAGUUUUGGCUGUAAAUAAGUUUGGACUUGGUGAACCUCUUGAGAGUGAACUUGUCAAAGUCAUCGAUCCAUUCACCAUUGCUGCAGCACCAACAAAUGUUGAAAUCACAAGUGUGACAAGUGAGGAGAUGACUAUAACUUGGGCUAAGCCUAUUCAUGAUGGAGGCAGUGAGAUCUGUGGGUAUGUCAUUGAGCGGCGUGAGAAAUCAAGUCUUAGAUGGGUCAGAGUCAACAGGGAGCUUGUGAAAGACCUUACAGCUAUAGUACCUAAACUAAGAAAAGGAUGUGAAUAUGAAUUUAGAGUCUUUGCAGAAAAUGCUGCAGGUUUAAGUCCUCCUAGUGAGCCAUCUGCUUCAGCAAGAGCAGAGGAUGCAUUACUUGUGCCAUCCACACCAACUAAACCAAAGAUCCUGGAUCAUACAAAGAGCUCCAUCACUAUAGUCUGGAACAAGCCCUUGUCAGAUGGUGGCACUCCAAUCAUUGGAUACAGUGUGGAAUACAAGAAAGCAGAGGAUGAGGAAUGGGUUGUUGCCAUCCAGAUGACAAAAAGCACAGAGUUCACUGUCUCUGGUCUCGCAAGUGAUGUGGAAUAUGUCUUUGCUGUUAAAUCAAUUAACAAAAUUGGAUUAAGUGAACGCUCACCAGUUUCUGAGCCACAGGCAGCAACAGACAGAAAGGAGGAACCAGUAUUUGAUGUUGACAUUGAGAUGAGGAAAACCUUGAUUGUCAAGCAUGGAAAUUCUUUCACUCUGAGAGCACCAUUUAAAGGAGUACCUGUGCCUUCAGUCACAUGGAAUAAGGAAGAAGUUGAUCUCAAAUCAAGGGCUACCAUUGAAACAACUGGAACAUAUACAUCACUAACAAUUGAAAAGGCAACAAGAAAUGAUUCAGGGCAGUAUACUGUUACAUUGGAUAAUGGUAUUGGAACUGCAUCAUUGCCGAUGGUUGUCAAAGUUCUUGAUUCUCCUGGUCCACCAAUUAAUGUGAAGGUUAAGGAAGUCACACAAGACUCUGCCACACUUACUUGGGAAGUCCCGGAGAAUGAUGGAGGAGAUGCUGUGAAGGCGUACCAUGUUGAGAAACGUGAAGCUAGUAAAAAGGCCUGGGUGUGUGUAACAAAUAACUGUCACAAUCUAGUCUACAAGGUAGAGGACUUGCAAGAGGGUGCAAUCUACUACUUCAGAGUCAUUGGAGAGAAUGAAUUUGGUAUGGGUGUACCUGCCGAGACAAAAGAGGGAACUAAAAUAACAGAAAUACCAAGUCCUCCUGCCAGGCUUGGGGUAGCUGAAGUGACAAAAGAUAGUGUUACGAUUGCAUGGUCAAAACCAGAGUAUGAUGGUGGAAGCAGAAUUACCAGCUACCUCAUUGAUGCUCUUGAGAAGGGUCAGCAAAAGUGGGUUAAAUGUGCCACGGUAAAAACCACCACUCAUACAAUCAAAGGCUUGAGAGAAAAUGCAGAAUACUUCUUCAGAGUUCGUGCUGAAAAUCAUGCAGGACUCAGUGAUCCAAAGGAAAUGAUUAUUCCUGUGGUUGUGAAAGAUCAACUUGAUGCCCCUGAAUUUGAUAUGAAGAACUUCCCACACAACACAGUUUACGUGAGAGCAGGGUCAAAUUUGAAGUUUGAGCUUCCUCUCACUGGCAAACCAAUGCCAAAGGUGGCAAUGACAAGAAACAAUGUUCCAGUCAAGUGUGGAAAGAGAUUCAGUUUUGAAGUAACCCCUGAAAGUCUUAACAUUAAUCUCAAAGAAAGUAUUGCAAGUGAUGCUGGAAGAUAUGAUAUUGUUGCAUCCAAUACAAGUGGAACAACCAAAAUGUUCAUUAACAUACUGGUUUUGGAUAGACCUGGUCCUCCAGUUGGUCCAGUUCUGAUUAGCGAUGUUGGAGAAACAAGUGUCUGUCUCAAAUGGCUCCCACCCAUAUAUGAUGGUGGUAGCCCAGUCACCAACUAUGUUGUACUUAGGCGUGAAACAAGCACACCAGCUUGGGUGGAGGUGUCAUCCACAGUUGCCAGGAGUGCAAUUAAAGUUACUAAAUUAACAAAGGGAGAAGAAUACCAAUUUAGAAUUAAAGCAGAGAAUCGCUUUGGCAUCAGCGAUCACAUCGACUCUCAGACUGUCACUGUGAAACUUCCGUACACAAUUCCUGGGCCUCCAUCAACACCAUGGGUGAGCUUCGUUUCAAGAGAAAGCCUUACUGUCUGCUGGCAUGAACCAGUAGUAGAUGGAGGAAAUCCAGUGUUUGGAUACCAUAUCCAAAUGAAAGAAAGAAGUAGCAUUCUGUGGCAGAAAGUGAACAAGACAGCGAUCCCUGCUAAUCAAAUUAGAGUGACAAACAUAUGCCCUGGGAUGAUCUAUGAAUUCAAAGUUGCUGCUGAAAAUGCUGCUGGUAUUGGAAAAUUCAGCAAGACAUCAGAGGAAGUACUUGCCAUUGAUGCCUGUGAACCUCCGGCAAAUGUGAGAAUCUCUGAGAUUACAAAGACCUCAGUUAGCCUUGUCUGGCAGAAGCCCCCAUUUGAUGGUGGAAGCAAAAUCACUGGCUAUAUGGUUGAGAGACGAGACGCUCCAAAUGGCAGGUGGACAAAGGCUAACUUUACCAAUGUCAUUGAGACAAAUUUCACUGUCUCAGGUUUAACACAGGAUCAGUCAUAUGAAUUCAGAGUCUUUGCUAAGAAUGCAGUUGGCUCUGUAAGCAACCCAUCUCUUAUCGCUGGACCGGUAACUUGUGUUGAUGUUUCUGGUGCUCCUGCUAUUGAUUUGCCUCCUGAGUACUUGGAUGUUGUACAAUAUAAAGCUGGGGCUUCUGUCAAAGUAAGACUAGGAAUUAUUGCAAAGCCUUUGCCAACAAUUGAAUGGCUCAAGGAUGGAAAGGAAUUAGUGUCAAGCUCACAGCUUUCAAUUGAGAGCACCACCGAUUCAUCUGCCGUGCUUAUCAAGGAUGCCACUCGUCUUCACACUGGAACAUAUGAAAUGAAGAUCAGAAAUGUGUUUGGCACAGCCUCUGCUUCUAUCAGAAUAUUAAUUCUAGACAAACCUGGCCCCCCAACUGGAAGCAUGGAGUUUAAAUCAGUGACUGCUGACAACAUAACUAUUGCAUGGGAACCAGUAGAAGACGAGGGAGGCUCCAAAGUUACCCAUUAUAUUGUGGAAAAAAGAGAGACGAGCAGAGCUGUGUGGUCGAUCGUUUCGGAUUGUUUGGAGGCACGUACAGUCUCUGUACAGAAAUUGAUCCGAGGAAGUGAAUACGUCUUCCGUGUGAGAGGAGUCAAUAAGUUUGGAGCUGGAGAGCCUCUGGAGUCUGAACCUGUCAUUGCCAAGAACGCAUUUGUUACUCCUGGACAGCCUACCACACCAGAAGCAACAGAAAUCACCAGAACAUCAAUGAAGCUUAUAUGGGAUAAACCAGGAUUGGAUGGUGGUAGCAUGGUUACAGGCUACUAUUUACAGCGACGUGACAAGAAGAGUCUACGCUGGAUUAAGGUUUACAAAGACCCUAUCAGUGACACAGCAGCAAAGGUCUAUCACUUGACUGAAGGAAAUGAAUAUCAGUAUCGUGUAUGUGCAGUCAAUAAAGCUGGGGAAGGCCCAUUCUCAGAUGUGUCUGACUUUUACAAAGCAGCUGAUCCUGUUGAUGCACCUUCUGAGCCGACUAAGCUAAAGGUUGUUGACUCAACAAAAACAUCAAUUACUCUUGGAUGGUCCAAGCCAGAAUAUGAUGGUGGGAGUGAAAUCACUAGCUAUGUUGUGGAGAAAAGGGUGGGUGAGGAAGGAGAGUGGACAGUAAUCAGCCAAAAGGGCGAAGUCAGGACUACCGAGUAUGUUGCAUCAGGUCUUAAGCCAGAUGUUGACUACUACUUCAGAGUAUCUGCUGUAAAUUGUGCUGGACGUGGAGACCCGAUUGGGAUGGAGGAACCGGUCCAAGCCAAAGACAUUCUUGAGGAAGCCCAGGUUGACCCAGAUGUUGCAAUGAGAACUCAUUACAUUGUGAAAGCUGGCAAAGAUGUUGAGAUCAUGGUGCCCCUCAAGGGUAGACCUGCUCCAAGUGUUUCUUGGAAGAAAGAAGAGCAAAACAUCGACAAUGAUCCUAAAUAUGAUAUUCACACCACACCUACAUCAUCAUGCCUUGUAAUUUCACAAGUAACACGGAAUGAUACUGGUAAAUACACCAUUGAGAUAUCAAAUGGAGUUGGCCAGCCAAAAUCAUUGACCUUAUCUGUGAAAGUACAGGACACUCCUUCUGCAUGUAGAAAUCUGGUCCUGAAGGACGUCACUCGUGGUAAGGUGACCCUUUUCUGGGAACCUCCACUCCUUGAUGGUGGUGCUGAAAUUACUAACUAUAUUGUGGAGAAGAGAGACUCUUCAAAACGCACAUAUGCUUGUGUAACAAACAAAUGCAUGGAAGCCACGUAUGUAAUUGAGGAGCUCUCUGAGAAGGCAUCAUACUUCUUCCGUGUAUCAGCAGAGAAUGAGAAUGGAGUAGGUGAUCCAUGUGAUACAGCAGAGCCAGUUAAAGCCACUGAGAAACCAGGUCCCAUUAAAGAUCUAGCUAUGAAAGACUCCUCAAAGACAUCAGUGACUCUACAGUGGAAUAAACCAGAUUAUGAUGGUGGUAGCAUUAUUACUGACUACAUCAUUGAAAAGAGAAUUCAAGGUCAAGAAGAUUGGAGCCCUGCUGGCACAAACAAGCACUGUGAGCAUACGAUCACAAAACUUAAGGAACUCACAGAGAUGUUCUUCAGAGUUUGCUCCAUGAAUGAGAAGGGCAAUAGUGAUUUUACAGAGAUUGGUCCACUUAAAGUUAAGGACUAUAUCAUACCACCAGAGGCAAACCUUGAGGAGUAUCCUGAUGGACAGGUUAGUGUGCGUCUUGGCCACAAUGUGCAUAUUGAGUUGCCAUACAAAGGUAAACCAAGGCCAUCUGUUCUGUGGCUGAAAGACAAUUUGCCCCUGAAAGAAAGUGAGAAGAUUCGCUUCAAGAAAACAGAAAACAAGGCAACCCUUAUGAUAAAGAAUGUGGAAAAAGAGAAUGGUGGUAAAUAUACCCUUACUCUUGACAACAACGUCUGUAGGAAAUCAUUCCAUAUACAAGUCAUCACCCUUGGACCACCUUCCAGACCCAUUGGACCCAUUCGCUUGGAUGAGGUCAGAGCAGAAAGUAUUAUGAUAUCUUGGGAUGAACCAAAUGAUGACGGAGGUGGAGAAAUCACUUGCUACAGUGUUGAAAAACGUGAUACCUCUCAGACAGACUGGAAGAUGGCUUGUUCAAGUGUAAUAGGAACAUCAUUCAAGGUACCCAAUUUAAUUAAAGGAACUCAGUAUCAGUUCAGAGUAUGUGCUGAGAAUAGGUAUGGUGUGAGUGAACCUCUGGUUUCACAAAAUGUCAUCGCCAAGCAUGAGUUCAGACCACCAGGUCCACCGGGCAUGCCAUUUGUCUACAAUGUCACCAAUGAUGGCAUGACUAUUCAGUGGGAGGCACCUAUCUUUGAUGGUGGCUGUCCAAUUCUUGGAUUCCAUGUUGAAAAGAAGGAAACAAACAGCAUCAUGUGGCAGAAGGUUAAUGUAGUCUUGAUCACUGCGAGAGAAUACAGAGUUAUUGGCCUUAUUGAAGGUCUGCAAUACCAGUUCAGGGUAUAUGCUCAGAAUGAUGCUGGAUACAGUCGUAUGAGCGAUGAAAGCAAACCAGUGAUGGCUGUUUCUCCUGUUGAUCCUCCUGGUACGCCUGACUAUGUUGAUGUAACAAGUGAAUCUGUGAAACUGAAAUGGGAUGCACCCAAACGAGAUGGAGGAAGCAAAAUUGUUGCUUACAAUGUUGAGAAGCGUCAGGGACAAGGUCGUUGGUUGAAGACCAACUUCUCAGAUGUAACUGACACUGAGUUUAUAGUGACUGGUCUAACUUGCGGCGAGCGCUAUGAAUUCAGGGUUAUUGCAAGAAAUGCCAUCGGCACUGUAAGCCCACCUUCUCAGUCUUCUGGCUAUGUACUCAUCAGAGAUGAAAGCUUCAGUCCAAAUAUUGAAUUUGGCCAGGAGUACUUUGAGGGAGUUGCCAUUAAAGCAGGAGAAAGCCUCAAGCUUAAAGUUACAAUUACAGGAAGGCCAACACCCAAGGUCACAUGGUUCAGGGAUGGUGUGGAAUUAAGUAAGAAGAUGGCUGACAUCACAACAACUGCUGGAUUGAGCACUCUCUUUAUCAGAGAUGCUGACCGCUCUCAUCGUGGAGUGUAUACUGUAGAAGCCAAGAAUCACUGUGGAACCAAGAAGGAACAAAAGAAAGUUGAAGUCUUUGAUACACCUGGAGAGCCUGUUGGACCAAUUGUCUUCACAAACAUCUCAGAGGGCAAAGUAACACUUUCAUGGAAUCCACCAGAGAAUGAUGGGUGCUCUGAGGUCACUCAUUACAUAGUUGAAAAGCGAGAGACCUCCAAAAUUUCCUGGGCACUAGUUACAGAUCACUGUGAGGAAUGCACAUACAAUGCCACCAAACUGAUCAAGACCAAUGAGUAUCAGUUCCGUGUUUCUGCAGUCAACAGGUUUGGUGUCAGUAGACCACUGGACUCUGUUCCUGUCAUUGCCCAAAUGCAGUACACUGUCCCAGACUCUCCUGGUACUCCAGAUGCAACAGAUGUUAAUGGAGAAAGUAUUACAAUCAACUGGGCUCCACCAACAAAUGAUGGUGGAAAUCCAGUUAAGCAUUACAUUGUUGAAAGACGUGAGAAGAAGACUGGACGCUGGGUAAAGGUCUUAACUAGGAAACCCAUCGUCGAGGCUGCACACAGAAUAAGUCAUCUAACUGAGAAUGUGGAAUAUGAGUUCCGGGUUUAUGCAGUUAAUGAUGCUGGAGUGGGAGCUCCAAGCAAUAUUUCAAUGCCUAUUAAAUGUGCAGAGCCAACUGAAGAGCCAGAUGCUCCUUCAAUUGUAAAUGUCACUGACACCACCAACACAACUGUAAGUCUGGAAUGGACCAGGCCUGGGUAUGAUGGUGGCCUGGAGGUUCAGGGCUAUAUUAUUGAGAUGUGCAAGGGAGCUGAAAAAGAAUGGCAUAGAGUCAAUGAGGAUCUCUGUACUAUUACCAAAUACACUGCAACCAGUUUGGAAUCUGGAGCAGAGUACAAAUUCCGCAUUAGUGCAAUCAAUGCCAUUGGAAAGGGUGAAGCAAAAGAGAUUCCAGAACCAGUACAAGCAGUGGAUAGACUGAGUGCACCAGAAUUUGAAAUCGAUGCAAGCUUCCAACAGACACACAUAGUCAAAAGUGGAGGCAGUGUAUGUCUCCGCAUUGCUUUUAAAGGAAAGCCAGCACCUAGUGCUUCAUGGAUAAAGGUGGAUGGAGAACUUAGUGUUAUGUCAGAUAUAACCACCACAGAGACUUUAACUUGUUUAACAAUAGAGAACUGUACACGAACUGACAGUGGAAAAUACACACUUGCUCUUGAGAACAACAGUGGUAGCAAAUCUGUUACAUUUACAGUGAAAGUGCUGGACACACCUGGAGCUCCAGGUCCUCUCACAUUCAAGGAUGUUACAAGAGGAGCCCUAACACUUACAUGGGAGCCUCCAGUCAAUGAUGGUGGUGCACGUGUUCAUCACUAUCUUGUAGAGAAGCGUGAGGCCAGUCGUCGUACAUGGACAGAGGCAGCACCUAAGUGUACUCAGACAAGCUUGAGAGUUUCCGAUCUCCUGGAAGGAGUACCCUACUUUUUCAAAGUCAUGGCAGAAAAUCAGUAUGGCCUUGGUGAGGCUUACGAAAUGCCUGAUCCAAUUAUUGCCACAGCUGAACCAGCUCCACCAAAAAGACUGGACAUUAUUGAUACCACUGAUACAACAGUUACCCUUGCUUGGCUGAAGCCUGAACAUGAUGGUGGCAGCCGUGUCACAGCUUAUUGUGUUGAGGCCAAAGCAAAGGAAACAGAUAAAUGGGUCGUUGUUGGUUCUACCAAAAACUUAACUCUUGUAGUUGAAGGCUUAACAGAAGGCACAGAAUAUGAAUUCCGUGUCAAAGCAAAGAAUGAUGCAGGGUUCAGUGUACCUAGAGAAGCAUUCUCAUCUGUUAUUGUUAAAGAGCCCCGUAUUGAGCCAACUGCAGAUCUCAGUGGCAUUACCAACCAGCUCAUCACAUGUAAGACUGGAGGUUCAUUUGAGAUUGAUGUCCCAAUUAGUGGCAGACCAGCUCCAAGUGUUAUUUGGAAGCUUGAAGAAAUGAGACUAAAGGAAACUGACAGAGUUUCAAUCAAGACAACCAAGAAUAGGACCACUUUGACAGUUAAAGAAAGCAUGCGAGGUGAUGGAGGACGAUACUUCCUUACCCUUGAGAAUGUCACAAGUGCUAAAACUUUCACUGUCACUGUCAAUGUCAUUGGAAGACCCAGUCCUCCAGAGGGCCCUAUUCAGAUUUCCUCAAUUACUUCUGAGUCUUGUAAAUUGGAGUGGAAUGAACCUGAAGAUGAUGGUGGAACUGAGAUAACCAACUACAUUGUUGAGAAGCGUGAAUCUGGCUCCACUGCCUGGCAGCUUGUGAACUCCAGUGUGAAACGCACAUCAUUUCAUGUCUCACAUCUGACAAAGUACAUGCAAUACACUUUCCGUGUCAGUGCUGAAAACAGAUUUGGUGUGAGCAAACCAACUGAGUCUGAGACCAUUGUUGCAGAGCAUCCAUUUGUUCCACCAGGGCCUCCAACCAGGCCAGAAGUGUUUGCUGUCACUGCUAAUAGCAUGAGCAUUCGUUGGGAAGAACCAUUCCAUGAUGGUGGUAGUAAAGUCACUGGGUACUGGAUUGAGAAGAAGGAGCGCAACACCAUUCUCUGGGUCAGAGAGAACACCAUCCCAUGCUUUGACUGUUACUAUAAGGUGGAAGGUCUUGUUGAAGGUCUAGAGUACCAGUUCAGAGUGUAUGCAAUGAAUAGUGCUGGCCUCAGCAAAGCAAGUGAAGCCUCCAAGAGAGCUGUGGCUCAAAACCCAGUUGAUCCCCCAGGAAAGCCAGAAGUGACCAAUGUGUCACGGUCAACCGUUUCAAUUAAGUGGUCUGUGCCACUGAAUGAUGGUGGAAGCCCCAUUGUAGGUUACAUUGUUGAGCGCAAGCCAUACACUGUUACUGGAGAAGGUCGUUGGCUGAAGUGUAAUUACACUAAUGUUACUGAUACAAACUUCACUAUUACUGCACUGGGAGAAGGGGAAGUGUACGAGUUCCAUGUGAUUGCCAAGAAUGCUAACGGCGUGCUCAGCUUGCCAUCAGUUUCGACAGGAGCAGUGACUUGCAAGGCAGAAUACACUCCUCCAAAAGCGGAAUUGGACAGUAAACUUCUUGCAGACACAGUUACGAUCAGAGCAGGCUCAGACCUUGUCCUUGAUGCUGCUGUUGGUGGUAAGCCUGAUCCAAAGGUCUCCUGGGCCAAGGGAAAGAAGGAGCUGGACCACUGUGAAAAAUACUCUCUACAAUAUUCCAGCACCCGUGCUCUGGCAAUCAUUAAGUUCUGUGAUAGAGAUGACUCUGGAAAAUAUGUUCUGACAGUGAAGAAUGCCAGUGGAACCAAAACAGCUGAAGUCAAUGUAAAGGUGCUUGAUACACCGGGCCCAUGCCAGGAGAUAACAGUAAGCAAUGUGACAGAGGAGAAAUGCAAAGUGUCCUGGAAGGAGCCGUUAGAGGAUGGUGGUGACCCCAUCACACACUAUGUUGUGGAGAGGAGGGACACCAACAGACUCAACUGGGUCAUCAUGGAUGCUGAAUGCAAGGCCCUCACAUGUGACAUUACCAGACUUUUCAAAAAUAAUGAAUACAUUUUCCGUGUGAGAGGUGUGAACAAGUAUGGAACAGGUGUUGCACUACAGUCUUCACCAAUCUUUGCCAGAAACUCAUUCACUGUGCCGUCACCUCCGGGACCACCAGAAAUUCUUGCUGUUGGAAAAGAUUUUGCGACAAUUGAGUGGCUGAAACCUGAGAGUGAUGGAGGCAGUGAAAUCACAAAUUACUUGAUUGAGAAGAAAGAGCGGAAGAGCAUCAGAUGGGUCAAGGUCAAUAGAGAUUCCAUACUUAAGGACACGUCCUUCAAGGUUACAGGUCUUCAAGAGGGCAACAUUUACCAGUUCCGCGUUACAGCCAUGAAUGCGGCUGGUGACAGUGAGCCCAGUGAGGUGUCCAUGUAUGCUGUCUGCAGAGUACCAACAGGCAAGCCAGAUGCUCCUUCAAUUCCACGUGUAACAGACACACACAAGGACAGCAUUAGUCUGGCCUGGGCAAGACCAGUGGAAGAUGGAGGUGCUGAUAUUAUAGGUUAUGUACUUGAAAUGCAAGAACUCGGUGCCGAGGAAUGGACCAAGGCCCAUGAGAAGAAUAUAAGAAGCACAGAGCACACAGUUACAGGUCUUACUUCUGGCAAAAAGUACUGUUUCAGAGUUGCUGCGGUCAAUGUGAAUGGAACAGGUGACUUCAGUGACCCAUGUACUGAAGUAGAGCCAGUUGAAAGAAUCGAAACUCCUGAUCUUGAGCUUCCUGAUGAUCUGAAGAAGACGAUUUGCCUAAGAGCUGGAGGCUCUCUACGUCUUCAUAUUACUGUUAUGGGAAGACCCAUUCCAGCUAUCACUUGGAGCAAACCUGGUGUAGAUCUCGAGAACCGUGGGUUCAUUGAAGUGACUAAUACUGCCACCACCCUGAUUAUUGAUAAGGUGCACCGCUACGAUGCUGGAAAAUACACCGUUGAAGCUUCUAAUUCAGCUGGCAAGAAGGAUGCUAGCAUUCUUGUGAAGAUCUAUGAUACUCCUGGUCCACCAGGUCCUAUUAAAAUGAAGGAACUAACAAAAGAGUCCGCUCAUAUUACUUGGGAUGCUCCUGAGGUUGAUGGUGGAGCACCUGUUAAUAAUUACAUCAUUGAGAGAAGAGAAACAUCAAUGAGAGCCUACAAAACAGUGACUUCCAAAUGUAGCAAGACAUCAUACAAAAUUACAGGCCUGGAAGAAGGAAUGCUCUACUACUUCAGAGUCUUGCCAGAAAACAUAUAUGGUAUAGGCGAACCUUGUGAGACACUAGAUGCUGUGUUGGUGUGUGAAGUGCCACUGCCUCCAGCGAAGUUGGAUGUUGUAGAUAUCACAAAGUCUUCUGUAACUCUUGGAUGGGAGAAACCUGAACAUGAUGGAGGCAGUAGAAUCACUGGCUACAUUGUUGAAGCUUGCAAGGCCAAUACAGACAAAUGGAUGAAGGUCGCCACUUUGAAAUUAACAGACUUUGAGUUCACUAUUGAUAAACUGAAUGAAAAUGAGCAGUACCUCUUCAGGGUACGUGCUGUCAACAGCAGAGGAGUGGGUGAUCCCAAAGAAACUGUCACUGCUGUGACCGUACAAGAACAAAGAGUUAUGCCAAAGGUUGAUCUGUCAAGCAUUCCCCAGAGGAUCAUCAGUGUUUUGGCCGGCAAACCCCUUGAACUUCAUUUGCCAAUCAUUGGAAGACCGCCUCCAAUUUGCUCUUGGUUCUUUAAUGACAAUAAGUUAAAGAUACAACAACGUGUGAAAAUCCAGUCAACAGCUAAGUUCACCAAAUUAACUGUUCUUGACACCACAAUUGACGAUACUGGAGAGUACAUGCUUGAAGUGAAGAAUAUUACAGGAAUUACUACAGAAAAGAUCAAAGUUAUCAUUCUCGACAAACCUGAUCAGCCCAAGGGUCCAGUGGAGUUUGAUGAGAUUGAUGCCACUUCAGUUACAAUAAGCUGGAACCCACCAGAAAGGGAUGGAGGUGCUCCUGUCUCUAAUUAUGUGGUUGAGCAACGUGAUGCUCAUCGUCCAGGAUGGGUACCUGUCUCUGAAUCAGUCAGCAGACCAACCUUUAAGUUUGACAGAAUGACAGAAGGAGAUGAAUACGUCUUCCGAGUAGCAGCAGUUAAUCGCUAUGGUACUGGAGACUUCUUGCAGUCUGACGUUGUGAUGUGCAGGAGUUCUAAAUCAAUUCCUGGACCACCAGGUCGACCAGUAGUGUUUGAUGUAUCACGUGAUGGCAUGACCGUUGCAUGGGAACCACCAGAUGAGGAUGGUGGAUUAGAGGUAUCUGGCUAUAUCAUUGAACGCAAAGAGGUCAGAGCUGACCGUUGGGUGCGUGCAAAUAAGAACCCUGUGACAAUGACGAGAUACAGAUCCACUGGUCUUAUUGAAGGCCUUGAAUAUGAGCAUAGAGUGACGGCCAUUAAUUCUAGAGGUGUUGGCAAACCUAGUCUACUAUCCAAGCCAGCUGUGGCAACUGAUCCAGUUGAUCCACCUGGAUCACCUCAGAAUCCAAGAGUCACAGACACCACAAAGACAUCUGUGUCACUGGCCUGGAAUCCACCUGAUGAAGAGGGUGGUUCUAAAGUUACUGGUUAUCUGAUCGAGAUGCAGAAGGUUGGCUCUGUAGCCUGGAUUAAGUGCAAUACCACACCAUCAAUGAUUUGUGAAUAUACUCUGACUAAAAUGCCCCAAGGAGAGGAGUUCAAAUUCAGAGUCAUGGCCUGUAAUGCUGGAGGACCAGGCGAGCCUGCUGAAGUUCCAGGAACAGUCACUGUGAAAGAGAGACUUGAACCUCCGAGUCAUGAUCUUGAAGCUAAGUACAAAGAUGUCUUUGUUGUCAGACAUGGAGCAGUCAUCAAACUUUCAGUUCCAAUCAAAGGCAAACCAACACCUGUUUGCAAAUGGUCGAAGGAUGGAGCUGAGGUCCCUAACCGUGCACUGAUUGCUUCCAAUGAAGAUGUUACUGAGCUUGUUAUCAAGGAGGCUGAAAAGUCAGACUCUGGUGUAUAUGCUCUCCAUCUUGAAAACAAAUGUGGCAAAAAAGUAGUGCAGAUCAAGGUUAAGGUUAUUGGCCGUCCUUCUGCACCUGAAGGUCCACUCAGGUUUGAUGAUAUCCAGGCUCAUUCUGUAAGAGUGAGCUGGAAACCACCGAAAGAUGAUGGUGGGACAGAAAUCCUCGGCUAUAUUGUGGAGAGGCGUCAGUCACAAAAGGCAGCCUGGUACACUGUGGAUUCACGAGUGGUUGACACAUCUCUGGUGGUUAAAGGGCUCCAAGAAAAUGUUGAGUACCACUUUAAGGUGACAGCAGAGAAUAAGUUUGGCAUCAGCAGUUCCCUUAAAUCAGAGCAACCUGUUGUACCAAAGACUCCAAUUUGUGUGCCAGAAGCUUCAAGUACACCACCAGAGGUCAUGGAUGUCACUAAGAACUCUGCUGCUUUGGCUUGGACUAAACCUAAAGAUGAUGGUGGAUCUCCGAUCACUGGAUACUUCAUUGAGUACAAAGAAGUGUCAUCUGAUAAAUGGGUUCGUCAUGAGACAAAGGUGACUUCUACCAUGUACACCCUCAGUGGUCUCACUACUGAUGCAGACUAUCAGUUCCGUGUGAUUGCUGUGAAUGAUAUUGGAGAGGGUGAAGCUGGACCUGCAUCAGAUUCUGUCAUAUGCAAAGAUCCAUUUGACAAACCAAGCCAACCAGGUGAGAUAGACACUGUGAUGGUAACUAAAGACUACAUCACCAUUCGCUGGGAAGCACCUGAAUGUGAUGGUGGAAAGCCAGUCCUUGGUUAUUGGCUUGAGUACAGAAAAUCAGGAGAAAGCACCUGGAAGAAGUGCAACAGGGAGCGCUCAAAGGACAAACAGUUUACUCAGGGUGACUUGCAGGAGGCUACCGAGUAUGAAUUUAGAGUAUUUGCUGAAAAUGAAACUGGAAUCAGCAGACCCCGCAGGACUGCAAUUGGGAUCAAGACCAAACUUAGUGUUGGAACUAAACCAGCCCUCAGAAAGGAGAUAGAUGAAGUUACUGCCAAGCUUGGACAGACUGCCACCCUAAAAUGUCAGAUUAUUGGAAGGCCUGUUCCAGAAAUCAAAUGGUACAAAGGUGGAAAGGAAGUCAAAGAGGGACGCAAGUAUGCUGCAACCUCUGAUGGUCGUAACCAUACAUUGACCAUCUCAACAGAUCAGCAGGAAGAUGAGGGCUUGUACACAUGCAAAGCUGUGAAUGAAGCGGGAGAGUGUGAAACCAGUGGAACCUUGGUUCUCGAAGCAGCACCACAAUUCCCUGUCCCAUUAAAAGACAAAAUCUUUGCUGGAUGUGGUACCACUGUGCGUAUCCAUGCUGUAUACAUAGGCCGACCUGAGCCCAAGAUUAUGUGGCUGCAUGGUGCCAAACCUGUUGAGCCUUCUGAGAAUGUCAGUAUUGAGAAUACAGAGCAUUACACUCAUUUGAUUUUGAAGAAUGUUCAACGCAGGGUGAAUGGUGGACAGUACAGAAUCAGAAUCAACAAUCACUUUGGCUCUGCAGACACAGUAACUCAACUUGAAAUCCUAGACAAACCUGCCAUGCCAGAAGGUCCUAUUGUUCUUGAAGCUUUACUUAAGAAUUCUGUGAUCAUUAGUUGGAAGGCACCAAAAGAUGAUGGUGGAUCAAUGAUCACAAACUACAUUGUAGAGAAGCGUGAAGACAAGGAAGGAGCAGGGUGGCAACUUGUGUCAUCAUCAAUCACAGGCACUUCAUGUCGUAUUCCUAGCCUUGUGGAAAAUGAAGGCUACUUCUUCCGUGUUUCAGCGCAAAACCGUUAUGGCAACAGUGAACCACUGGAAACACCAUGUGCUAUUCUUAUCAAGAGUCAGUUAGAUAAGCCAGGAGCACCAUUGAAACCAGUUGUGUCUGGGGUGACCAAAAACUCCUGCAUUGUGUCUUGGAAACCACCUCUUAGUGAUGGAGGUUCUAAGAUCAAGAACUAUCGCCUGGAGAAGAAAGAGAAGAAGCAGGCUGAAUGGAUUGCUGUAACCACAGAUGAAAUCCACCAGACAGUUUACUCAGUUAAGAGGCUUACAGAAGGGGUGGAGUAUAUUUUCCGUGUGAAAUGUGAAAAUCUUGGCGGAGAAAGUGAAUACAGUGAAGAGUCUGACCCUGUUGUACCAAAAACUGAGGUUGAAGUGCAUGCUCCUGCCUUCAAGGAAGACCUCAGGAAUAUGAGUGUGAAAUACAAGAGCAGUGCAACAUUUGUUUGCAAGAUAACAGGACAGCCCAAACCUGUGAUCAAAUGGUUCAAGCGAGGCAAAGAAAUACAGGCCGAUGGAACCAAAAUCAAGAUCCAAGAGUUUAAGGGAGGCUAUCACCAGCUUGUUAUUUCUAAUGCUGAUGAGGAAGACUCUACUGUGUAUCAGAUUAGAGCAACAAACCAGGGAGGAUCUAUCUCUGCCACUGUUUCUUUGGAUGUUGAAAUACCUGCAAAGAUUCAUUUACCUAAGAACUUACAAGAUAAAGAGGCUAUCCAUGCUCUUCGUGGUGAGGUGGUGAACAUCAAGAUUCCAUUCAGCGGAAAACCUGAUCCAGUUAUCACAUGGCAGAAAGGACAAGACCUUAUUGAUAACAAUGGCUAUUAUCAAGUUAUUGUCACAAGAUCAUUCACAUCUUUAGUGUUCCCUAAUGGAGUUGAAAGGAAAGAUGCUGGGUUCUAUAUUGUCUGUGCAAAGAAUAGAUUUGGCAUUGACCAGCAAACAGUCGAACUUGAUGUUGCCGAUGUGCCUGACCCACCUCGUGGUAUCAAAGCCAGUGAUGUCUCUAGAGAUUCUGUAACUCUGGAUUGGGUGGCACCUGCUAGUGAUGGUGGAAGUAGAGUCACAAACUAUAUUGUAGAAAAGUGUGCCACCACAGCAGAAAGAUGGAUCCGCGUUGCCCAGUCACGUGACACUCACUACACUGUCACCAAUCUGUUCGGAAAGACAAGCUACCAAUUCCGUGUAAUAGCAGAGAGUAAAUUUGGUCAAAGUGCACCAUCUGAGCCAAGUGGACCUGUAGUGACAAAAGAAGACAAAUCAAGAGUUCUUAAUUAUGAUGAGGAAGUUGAUGACACCAUGUCUGUUUCUGUGGGUAAAGCUCCACAUUCAGAGGCUAAGAACUUACACAACAAAUACAUGAUUGCUGAAGAGCUUGGUCGUGGAAAGUUUGGCAUUGUUCAUCGCUGUGUUGCAGUUAGUUCUGAGAAGACAUUCAUGGCCAAAUUUGUCAAAGUCCGAGGUGCUGAUCAAGCAAUAGUGAAGAAAGAAAUUGCAACCCUAAAUUUGGCACGCCACAAGAACUUCUUGUUACUCCAUGAGUCAUUCGACAGUCCUGAAGAACUGGUCAUGAUCUAUGAGUUCAUCUCUGGUGUCGACAUAUUUGAGCGCCUUGGUACAGCUGACUUUGAGCUCAACGAGCGUGUAAUUGUUAACUACAUCAAACAGGUUUGUGAAGCUCUUGAAUUUUUACACAGCAAGAGUUAUGGUCACUUUGAUAUCAGACCUGAGAAUAUUGUGUAUACCACAAGGAGGGGAACCACUGUCAAGAUCAUUGAAUUAGGACAAGCUAGACAUCUUACUCCUGGAGACCAAAUCAAGAUUCAGUACACAGCAGCUGAAUAUUGUGCACCUGAAAUCCAUCAGAAUGAGAUGGUCAGCACUGUCACAGACAUGUGGUCUGUUGGUGUCUUAGUGUAUAUUCUUCUCAGUGGACUCAAUCCUUUCAUUGCUGAAACUAAUCAACAAACAAUUGACAACAUCUCCAAUGCAGAAUACAGUUUUGAUGAUGAGUCGUUCAAAGAUGCAAGCACUGAAGCAUUAGACUUUAUAGACCGUCUACUUACUAAAGAUCGCAAACAUCGCAUGACUGCUGCUGAAGCCUUAAAUCAUCCUUGGCUGACUAAGAACACAGAGGAGCUUAGCACUAAGUCAAUCAAGACCACAAGACACAAGAGAUACUACCACGCUAUGGUGAAGAAAGAAUGGAACACAGUUGUCUCAUCUGCUCGUGUUGCCAGUGGUGGCGCUAUCAGAAGUCAGAGAGGUGUAACAGUUGCCAAAGCAAAGAUUGCGCCAUUUGAACAUGGUCCAGUUGCUGGGCAGAUCAGACAUGGGGUUGCUGAUGAAGGUGAUGAUGUCAAGUUUAUUUGCAACAUUGAAAAUUAUGACAGUAGUACUGAGGUUACAUGGUACUGUGGGGUCAGACAACUUGAAGAAGGUGCUAGAUAUGAAAUUACCUAUGAGGAGGGGCUUGCUACCAUAACUAUCAAAGGUAUCAACAGAACAGAUGAUGGAACAUACAGGUGCAAAGCUGUUAAUGAGUAUGGUGAGGACAGCGCAUAUGCAGAGCUCUUUGUCAAAGGUGUCAGAGAAUACCGCAGCUUUUUCACAGCAAAGAAAGUUGUAAAGAAAGUUAAACGCAGAGUAGACACAGCCAGACUUCUUCAAAGACCUCCAGAGUUCACCCUUCCUUUGUGCAACCGCACCGCUUACAUUGGUGAAGAUGUUCGUUUUGGUGUCACCAUCACAGUGCACCCUGAGCCACGUGUCAUGUGGUUGAAAUCUGGGCAGAAGAUUUCCCCAGGCGAUGAUGAUAGAAAAUACACUUUUGUCAGUGACAAGGGCCUGUAUCAGUUAGUGAUUCACAAUCUGGACCCUGAUGAUGAUGCUGAAUACUCUGUUGUGGCACGCAACAGGUAUGGUGAUGAUAGCUGCAAGGCUCGUCUCACAGUGACACCUCGUCCUGCACCUGCUGAUAAUACUUUGAGACCCAUGUUUAAACGCCUGUUGGCGAACCUGGAAUGCAGAGAGGGCCAGAGUGUCCGAUUUGAGAUAAGAGUGUCAGGAACACCAUCUCUGAAAUGGGAAAAAGAUGGCACACCACUAGCAUUUGGUCCACAAAUUGAAGUUGUUCAUGAGGGCUUGGACUACUUUGUCUUACACAUCAGAGACACGCUUCCAGAGGAUUCUGGUACAUACAGAGUCACUGCAACUAAUUCAGCUGGUUCUGCAAGUUGUCAAGCCACAUUGAAGGUUGAACGUGUAGCACAUGUCAAGAAGGACUUUGAGAGUGAGGAUGAAAAGAAGAAGAAACAAGCUCUUGACCAGCAACAGAUUGACAAAAAAGUACGACUAACACAGAUUCUUGCUGGUGCAGAUGUCACUCCACUUACUCCUGUUGCACAACAAGCAUUGAGAGAGGCUGCAACUAUGUUCAAGCCAGCAGUUACCACCAAGAAAGUAAAGACUGAAGCAGAGGAAGCAAAAGAAAAAGAAGAGAAAAAGAAGAGAGCUGAGGAAAAGAGGUUGAGAAUGCCAUAUAUUGUUCCUCCGCCUCGUGUUCAUGCUCCUACUGCUCUUGAGGAGGACGUGGAGAUAAAACACUUCAAACCAUUCUCUGACAUGAAAUGGUACAAGAAAUUACGGGACCAGUAUGAGUUCCCUGAGCCAUUGGACAAGAUUCCUCAGAAGAGACUUAAACGUAUCCGGCUUUCAAGGUGGGAACAAUUCUAUGAAGUGCCUAUGCCAAGAAUUAAAGACCAAUACAAGCCAAAAUGGCGUAUUUCAACUGUUUCACAAGACGACUUAGAAACUGUAAGACCAGCAAGGCGCCGUACUCCUUCUCCAGAAAUAGAAGCUUACUACAGAAUAAGACGACGCUCCCUUGGUGAUCUUUCUGAUGAGGAACUGCUUCUUCCAGUUAAUGAAUACCUGUCAAUGAAGAGAACUGAGGAGGAAAGACUUAAACUUGAAGAAGAACUUGAACUGGGAUACUCUGCAUCUCCACCAAGUCUGAGCCCUGUACGCUUUGAACUUUCUGCUUUGCGCCAUCCUUCACCAAAGAGAACUGCAUAUGAUGAAGAGGAAGAAGGAGAAGAGGUUCCAACUUAUGACUCCUAUCGUAUACCCUCUAAGUAUGAGGCUGGGCCAAGCUACAUCGAUCUACGUCAGAGACAUGAAAAGGCAACAUACAGACCUCCAAGACAGAAGCAAAGAAUGUAUGAAGAAAAGGAGGACCAAGAGCUGCUCAGAUCAGUCACAACCACCACAAGGCUAACCUCCUACAAGAGUCAACUGAAACACAUAGAGUUUGAGGAAAAAACAAGAAUCUCAAGAAAAGAGAAAGUAAAGGUUUCAGUACCAGCAGUGGUUGAAGGAGCUGCAGCUGACCUACCUGAUGUACCCAUUAGAUCAUUUUCACCCGGCUAUGUAAAAGUAACACGGCCUAAAUCUGACAAACUUCCCUCAGUAGUGAAGGAGAAAGAGGCAAUAGUCAGACCUCCAACACCAGAGCAGACACGACCACGCUCCCUGAGCCCUUCAACUGACUUCUCUACGCAAGACUUGUCCACAAAAGUUGAUUACAUGCAAAGGUAUGAGGCAAAGAAGAAAGCUCUCAAAACUAAGACAAAGUUUGAAAUUGUGACUCAGCAGCCAUUCAGUCUUGACCACAUACCUAGGGUGACUGUAAGAAUGCGCUCUCACCGUGUACCAGUUGGUCAGAAUACAAAAUUCACACUGAAUGUCCAAUCUAAGCCUGAGGCGCAAAUCCAGUGGUAUCACAAUGGCCAGCCUAUUCAAGAAAGCAAAAAGUACCAUAUGUAUAACAUGAGUGGAGUUCUUUCUCUCCAAAUUAUUGACUGCCAAGAAGAAGACAGUGGCACAUAUCGUGUUGUCUGCACAAAUGCAAAGGGAGAAGCCUCAGACUAUGCCACUCUUGAUGUUUCUGGAGGUGGAUUUUCUGCGUAUGCUUCCCAGCGCAAAGAUGAGGAGCCUCCAACUCCCUUUGUACCUGAAAUGACAAAAACUGAUGUUUAUCAUGUGUCAUCUACAAAAGCAACUGCCACUUCUGAAACACAAGUGACAGAGACAGUAACUGAAUUUAAAACAUCAGAAAUCAAAACUGAGACAACAGAAACUGUUGUUCAUGAAGUAUAUGAAUCGUCCGAGAAGAAACUUGAAGAAGUCACAACAGUGACGGAAGCUCCUGUAGAGACAAAGAAACCAACCUUUCCAGCUACAAUACUGACUAAGCCACUGUCUCUCACAGUAUCUGAAGGAGAAUCAGCAAAAUUUACAUGUGAUGUGGAUGGUGAACCAAAACCCAGUGUAACAUGGAUGAGAGAGGGACAAACCAUUGUGUCAUCUCACCGUCAUCACGUAACAACAACAGAAUACAAGUCUACAUUUGAGAUCUCCCAAGUUGAGGUCUCAGAUGAAGGUAAUUACACAGUGGUUGUGGAGAAUUCAGAAGGUAAGCAAGAAGCUCAGUUCACCUUGACUGUUCGCAAACCAACACCUGUGCAGAAAGUUGUUGCUUCUCCACCAAGAGUGAAAUCUCCAGUCUCCCCACGUGUAAAGUCACCUGUAGGAAUCAAAUCCCCACCAAGAAUUAAGUCACCUGAGCCAAUCAGGUCACCACAGAGAGUCAAGUCCCCACUAACAGCAAAAUCACCAACUCCAAGAGAGAAAACAACAAAACCUACUUUCACAGCAGAACUGAAUGACAUCACAGCUUCUUCAGAAACCAUUAUCAAGCUGACAGUAAAAGUGACUGGUGAGCCUAAACCAGUGAUCUCCUGGAUGAAAGAUGGAAAGAGUGUGUCUCAGGGUGGCAAAUUUGAAAUAUUUGAAGAACAUGGUUCUGCACACCUUGAAAUCUAUGAUUCUGAUGUCUCUGACAGUGGUGUGUAUAAAUGCACUGCCAUAAAUAGCACUGGAUCAGUUACGUCAAGUUGCAUUGUCACUGUUAAAGAAUCAACAAAAACAACUGCAGGUAUUGUGGACACAAAAACAGAAGAAAUUGUAAAAAAGGAGAUUAUCCAUGAGGAAGUCCAGUCCUUUACAGAAAUCAAAGCAUCACAAGCACAAAUGACAAUGAUUGAGGGUCAGUCUGUCAUAUUAAAAGCAAACAUCCCUGGGGCUUCUGACGUGAAAUGGAUUCUGAACGGAGUGGAACUGGCAAAUUCAGAGAACUACAGAUAUGGUAUUUCUGGCAGUGACCACACUUUGACUAUUAAAAGUGUCAGCUCCUAUGAUAGAGGAAUCCUCACAUGUGAGGCAAAAACUGCACAGGGUGUGGUCAAGUGCCAUUUUGACACAACAGUUAGUCAAAGGCGCUCAGAUGCACCACGUUUUGUAGUGCAACCACGUUCCCAGAAUGUAAAUGAGGGACAGGAUGUCGAAUUCUCUUGUGAAAUCACAGGGGAACCUACUCCUGAAAUUGAAUGGCUCAAGGACAAUAAAGUGUUAUCUGUAACAUCAAAUAUGAAAUUGAGCCGCUCUAAGAAUGUGUACACACUGGAGAUUCACAAUGCUACUGUUGAAGACAGUGGAAAAUACACAAUAAGAGCCAAGAACCAAUUUGGACAGUGUUCUGUAACAGCAUCUCUCAAUGUUCAUACUCUGGUUGAAGAACCUGUCAAAAUGAUAGUAGUGGAGAAAAGUUCUGAUGCUACAAGCUUGCAAGGCAGCUACUCUGCCUUGCAUAUGGCUUCAACAAUGCAGGAGGCAGCCUUCCGCAGCUCCAGCAUGGCACAGGUUAAAUUUCAAAGCAUGUCUGCAACUAGCAUGACCUCCAUGACAUCUGAAACAAAGGUAGCCAUGAGUUCAAGCAGCAUGAUGGAAAUGUCCAGUCGCUCACAUGUUGCGGGAUCUUCUAUCAGAUCCAUUACUCGUGGGGUCAAAGGUGUACCUCCUAAAAUUGAAGCUGCCCCUGAGGAUAUCAGCAUUGAAUCAGGAAAAGUUCUGACUGUGGCCUGUGCUUUCUCCGGAGACCCUGUGCCAGAUGUUCAGUGGUCUCAUUCAGGGAGGAUACUGUCCAGUGAAGAGAGUGGAAGGUUCCAGAUUAAAACAACUGAUGAAAUCACGACACUCACCAUUAGUGGCGUAAAAGAGAAUGACGCUGGGGCAUACACCCUCAAACUUUCCAACGAGUUUGGGUCUGAUACUGCUACUGUUAAUGUGAGCAUUCGAUCUAUGUAA
Molecule: messenger RNA, 80611 nt
Organism: Colossoma macropomum (tambaqui)
Lineage: Eukaryota; Metazoa; Chordata; Actinopteri; Characiformes; Serrasalmidae
Gene: ttn.1
Product: titin, tandem duplicate 1
Exons: 208
Coding region: 230-80611 (26793 amino acids)
Biological process (GO): protein phosphorylation
Molecular function (GO): ATP binding; protein binding; protein kinase activity
Source: RefSeq, a predicted model, not a curated record